AUGACCAAAGCUUCAUCCAUCCUGAUCUUUACCUCCUGCUUCUUCGAGAUUGACCCCUAUGGACGACAGUGUCGACCUCAAUCUAGGUCCCACGGUCUUCUGUGUUGGGUGAGUACUUCAGCGUGUCUGUGCCAUAGAGAAUGUGCUACUGCCUCAAUAUUCCUGGUACACCAUGGAGAGAGCACAAAGUCAAUUUCAACAGGAAUUAAAUUUUGGGCGUUGGAGCUUUGCAGUGAGAGACAGAUAAAUAUGAAUAAUGCAAAAUUUAAAAUCACAUUACAGAGGUAAUAUCAAACACCAGUAGGAGUAAAUUCAGCUCUUAUCAUACUUGUACAUUAUAGUGUUACCUGGAUAAGCCAACAAAGUAUAUGCUGACUUCCUCAAAACUAUCCGGUAACGUAUGCUGCACUGAAAAUAUCAACAAAACUACCUAAUAGAGAGACCGCUAUCGACUCUUGCUAACCAGUCAAUUCUGCCUCCAGUUCUUCCAUUUUUAUUUUAGGAUUUUAAUUAAUAAAAUAAUCGAAUUGAGCGUCAUAAUUCUGCUGUCAUAAUGUUGCCACAGUUACUGACCGAGAUAUGAGGAGGCAUGCACUAAUAAAAGGCCACCACUGUUUUUGGAAUCAAAUCUAAACAAACUGGACCAAGUAGAUUUACAUGUACAAGGAAUUUAUUUGGAUAGUUUUGGUGAAUGUGAAGCUGAAUACUGCACUCUUACAGAAAAUAUAAAUACACUGUUGGCCGAAACAUCCCUAACUCAAUAAGACAUGGACUCUACCUGACGUCUGAAAGUGUGCUGUGCUAUCUAGCACCAAGACAUUAGCAGCGGAUCCUUCAAGACCUGUAAACUGUGAGGUUGGGCCUUCAUGGAUUAGACUUGGUUGUCCAGCACAUCCUAGAGAUGAUCUAAGAUGAUCCCCUGGGUUGAGAUCUAGGGAGUUUGGAGAAAAAGACAACACCUUAGGCUUGUUGCUGUGUUCCUCCAGGCCAUCAUCUUUCAUUGCUCUGUGACCUGAUGCUGCUCACACACGUUGUAGGCACUUUCAGUAGAGAUCAGGGGUCAGCAUGGGCACCUAACUAGUCUGAAGCUGCAAAGCCCUACACACAACACACUGUGAUACCCUGACUCCUGUCUAUCAGAACUAGUAUAGACUUUUUCCUGCAGUUUCAGUUCCAGUCAUUCCUCUGUUGGGUCAGACUACAUGGGAAAGCCUUCACUUUCCACACAAUGUCACCAGCUCACUGGUUUUCCACUUUUGGUAGAUACUGACCUCUGAACACAGUGAACACCCCAAAGGAACUGCAGUUUUGGAGAUGCUCAAACCAAAGUUCUGGCUCUGAUCAAAGUUGCUCACAUGUAUGCUCCCCCAUUUUUCCUUCUUCAGACAUGUCAGUUUGGAGGACAAAAUGUUCACUAGCUGUCAGACAUAUCCCACCCACUGGCAGCCGCUAUUGUGGAAAGAUUAUGUAACUCACUUUACCUGUCAGCGGUCACACUGUAAUGGCUGACUUGUGAUAUAGUUAACAGGAAGAAUUUGCCGAAGGAGUGUGUGAAAAAGCUUUACAUGCACUGUGCAGAAAUAUCAGCCUUGCUGAUAUGUGUAAUUGCACUUUUUGGUUUAGUACUCUACUCCACAAGUUAUUUUUGUGUUGCUAACACAAGCCCUGAGAAGACAAAACCUGUGUGAGUUAAGAAAUCCCUCAUAAGAACAAUAAACUCUUUAUUAACAUACAGUAAUAUAGCUUUGCUAAUUAGCUUCAGUGACUUUCUGAUCACACAGGUGUAGAUAUCAAAUUGACCUAAACUAGCUAAGGUAUUGAAUUACUAAUGUUCUGGGCAUCACUGGGCCCUUUCUUUGAUAUGAGUUUUCCAUGUAGCUUAUUUUCACUUGUUUAUACCUCUAACUGAUAAAUUAAUCAGCUGACAGUAUAUAUUGAGUUUAUUUCUGCCUUAGGUGUAGUUUGCCCCUGAGAAAAUGUGCAUAAACGUACCUCUAAUUUGCUAUUCAGAAUAAGUAUAAAACUGAAUGUUUUAGUCAUAAUUGGAAUGUAACCCAUUGUAUUACAAUUUACAUAAAGAAAUUGGCCAUGUAACAAACAAUGCACUCACCCAGGGAGGAAAGUAUACUCGUUUAGCAAAGUGGAAAGCACUAAUUUCCCCCUGGAGGAUGUCCUGAUGGUAUGUGAGGUCUGUAGGUUGGCCUGAUUAGCACAGAGCAUGGAGUGUGUCUACACCAUCUGACCUACUGAGUGAUAUUCAUUUGUCAUUCACAUAUUGGAGACCAACUGCUGUGUUCUUUGCUCAGGGCAAGGCUUUUCUCAAAGAGUUGUUUGUGUAUGAUUGCACUGGCAAUUUCCCAUCGAGAUGUUGCAUGGAAUACACACUUAAGAGAAAAAUCUGUUUACGAUUCACACAGACUGGUCGUUGAGUCGGUGUAUUUCCUCUCCUAAGUAGGCUGUUUUGUUGCUGAUUGGAAAUGAAUUUUGUUGGAAAUAGUUUUAGAGAGUGUGUCUAUUAUUGUAUAAAUUAGUUACGUACUUUGAAAACAACAGGAAACCCAAACUUUAUUCAUAUAUUGUGUGUGACUUUAAAAUGACAUUAGGCAUUGAACACAUCUCUUUUGUUUUCUUUGAUUUAACAGUUUAUAUCACAUCUUAUAAAACUUGACUUCUAAAGUUUCUCACAAGUAUAUUUUUUCGGAUCAUCACAGGUUGUCAUUUCCUGCCUGUCCAUCAGCACUCCCCUCUAUCUCUACUGUAUGUCUGUUCUUCAGCACUCUCUGGCUUUAUUGUGCCACAGGCUAUGGGGUUGUUGCAUCUUUCUUGUUGCCCCGCAUGCCAAACACUGGUCUUUUUUUCAUUGGCAGCACACAAUAAAAUCACAGGGAAUGCCUGAAUGUCUGUCACUGCGCCAGCGUUACGUUAUCCACUAAACCAAAUAGUGCCACCCUAUUGCUGCCUCAGGUUGCGAUUGAAAACAGACUCUAAGGACUAGGGGUAGACUGAUUUCUUGCCCACAACAUUAUCUAAAUGGCGAGACAUUGUGAAACAUAUUAUGAGAGCAAGUACAACACAAGCAAAGAUCUGGGUGAAAGGAAACAACAUGAGUAAGUGCGAAAAACAGCCAUGAGUGCAGCUGGGCAUAGUGUUUUCAUGUGGUGUAUAAAGUAAUGUACAAUUUUUUUUUUUCAAAGUAAUGCAUAAUCACCCCAUCAACUAAAGUGCAUCACUCACCAUAUACAGUCAUAAUAACACUGUCACCAUUGCCGUCAUCAUCACUAUCACCAUUACCAUAAUCAGGUGCACCAAGUAUGGAACUGUUCACAAAGAGCUGGGCUUAAAUGCAUAGCUAUUCUCUGCGGAGCCGAGUCUUGAGCUUUUUACUUAAAGGUAGAAAGGGACUCUGCAAAUCUGAUUCAAAUUCAUUCCACCACUGAGGGACAACAGAGGAGGAGAGUCUGGCUAGUGACUUAGGGCCCUGAUGUGAGGGGGCACUAGGUGCCUCUCAUUGACAGACCAUAACAGGCAGGAGGGAGCGUAGACCUGCAUAAGGGACUGCAGGUAGGCAGGAGCUGAUUUGAUUGCAGUUUUAUAGGUAAAAAGUGGAGUUUCACAUUUGAUGUGGGCUGUCACUGGAAGCCAGUGAAGAGAGAUAAACAGUAGAGUGACUGUGCUGUUUUGCGUCAGUUCAAAACCAGAUCGGCCGCUGCAUUUUGGAUCAUCUGCAGUUGUUUGACUAUGCAUGCAGGGAGGCCUGCCAGUAUGGAGUUGCAGUAGUCAAUUUGUGAUUUUUCAAGAGCCUGCAUCAGGAGCUGUGUUGUUUGCUCUUGCAGGUAGGGUCCUAUCCUCCUGACAACCAGAUUCUGAGCAGACUUAGUGGGCGCAAGUUCAUUUGAUCUUAUGUGCAGCAUACCUGCUUUUGUAUCCAGCUGAAUUCAUUAAGUUUGAUUGCACAAAGCUGAACGCACUGCAGUUAGAUUUUUCUGCAGCAAGUAAAUCAGUCAGCUGACCUUAUCGAGACUGAGAGAGAAUGAAACUCCAUCGCUCAGCCUAAACAACUCAAAGUUUCAUUUCCCUAAACUGUAACCUUAUAUGUUAAUGUAGCCCUGUCUAAAAUUCAUUGUUUUAGACAAGUAGCUAAAGAUGUCAGUAAUAUGUUUUUGAAAAUGCUAAGGUGUAACUUUAAUAAACAUGGUAAAAUGUUAUCCAUCCAUUCAAUUAUUCCAUUCAAUCUAGUAAACAAAAAACGAAAAAAAGAGUCAAUAUUUUGUUUAUUUGUUUUUCUAUAUCACCAAAAAAUAAAAGAUUAGUGUUUGUUUUCGUAUUUUCAGUUCAAAACAGAAUAUAUAAUAGAGAUGGAAAGGAAAACCAAAAAAAUUAAUCUACUUUUUGUUUUCGGACAGGCCUAAAACAGGCCCACUCAAAAUCAAUAAUAGUAAAUAAGAUUUAUUAUUUUGUUUUCGUUUCCUUCUCUAUUAUAUGUUCUGUUUUGAGCUGAAAAUAUGAAAACAAACAUUUUUAUUUUUUAUUUUUCGUUAUACAGAAAAACAAAUAAAAUAUUGACUGGUUUUUCUGUUUUUCGUUUACUAGAUGGAAUGGAAUAGUUGAAUAGAGGGAGAAUACAUGGACCUAUUAUGUAAAACAGAAUUUAGUUUGUCUUAAAAACAGGAAAACAGGAAAAAACUAAGGCAUCUUUGUCAAGGUGUUAAUAAAGUUUAUUGAAAUUCUGACAGGUUUGUUUACAGCGCCAGUAGUUGUUCUCCGUUUGCAACUUUACAUUAACGUGUUGAGCUGUCAGUCUCAUGUUUUUGAUAAUUGGUUUUAAGGACUCUUUCAGCCCGAUCUGAAAUGCAGAGGGGCGGAGAUUAACAAGGACUCUGGAGAGAGGAGCCAAGAAUGACGUUAGACGAAUAUAGCGCAGGUUAGGCUGUAGAGGAUUUUAAUGUCCAAUACCUUAGUUCAAGCAGAGUCCAACGACUUCUAACAGAUGUUGAAGAGCUUGCUUAAGGUAAAUAUUUUUUAAUACAUGUAUGAUACUGCUUUGACAUGACGUAGUGUGUUUAUUUGACAUGCUAAGCUAACUAGCCCGCUAACGGGAAUUAGCAUGCAUUAGCAUUGUAGUAGCGGCCAAUGUUACUGCCUAUCAUUAUACAAGUGAAUGUUAUCGAUUAGUUUAUGCUCACACAUACUUUGUGUGGAAAGUAAAUGAGUUAAUGGAAGAGUAAGGAGAGACUGAAAGAUAUAUUGUGCAUGCAGUGGACCAGGAAACUCUUUUUGGACCCACUGGAAGAGCAGAAGUCCCCCAAUAAGCUACCCUUGCCUUUCACCUUCGCACUUCUCAUCGCCUUUCAACCCAGCCGGGAUGUGAACCAAAGGUUUGGUGAGUUACAUGCAACCAGUGCAGUUUGUUCUAAAGAACGCAUGAGUGUUGAAUGUUUAAGUUUUAAUUGAGAAAUGGUUAACGACAUUGAAGCAAAUUAUUAUGUUGGAGUUUGUAUACCCCACAUUCUUGAUUGGGACAGAAAAGUUCUCAGUAUCACAGUGUAUAUCAGUUUCAAAUAUUAAUCUUCAGUCUCACAAACUUAUUAUAAUUGAUAAUGACUCUGAGAAAUCAAUAUCGGUAUAUUUCUGAUAGACCAGUGGUUCUCAAGUCCAGUCCUCGAGGCCCACCAUCCUGCAUGUUUUGGAUGUGUCCCUGCUCCAACACACCUGAUUCAAAUGAUCAGCUCGUUAUUAAGCCAUUACAGAGCUUGAUAACAAGCUGAUCAUUUGAAUCAGGUGUGCUGUGAUAGACCAAUGGGGAAGGGGGAUUAUCACAGGCACCCUGGCAGUGCUUGACUAAUGUCAUGAUAGGGUAUAGAUGGGUUUCUUGUGUACAAACAAUAUGAGGUGUGCGCGCAACCAUGGGACAAAGGCCUGCUUCGUAGUAAACUGAUAUCAAUUAAGAUGUGUAUUGUUUGUAAGUUCUCCCUGACACGUUUCAUUGAAAAUCGCUUUGUCUUUUAUUGCAUCAAAAUCAGGAAAACAUGAAAUGUCCAUGAAUUUCACCCAGUUUACCAGGUUGUGACAUUGUUUUAGAUGUUUCUAAUAUCAGGAGCAGGGUCGUAAUGUUUGCAGAUUGUUUGUAUUGCCGAUUCGUGCAGUUUACAGCACAACAGCUCCUUGUCAUUUUCUUUCUCCGUUGACUUUGCCAGUAAACAAAUAAGAAAUGUCCCGCUGUCUGCCCCAAGGCUGCACGUGCAUACCUGUGAUGACGUUGCACAGAAACCCGUCUAUAUUAAAUGAAGUUAAAGCAGGAUACAACAUAAACUGCUAGGCUAUAGAAAUUUAAAACUUAGUUCAUCAUUAGUGUGAGUCCUUCUUUUCAACAGAGCUAAGGUGCUGGUAGCGUGGCGUCAUGUCUUUUGGUAACAGGCACACCACAUUUGUGUCAUUUUGUUGACUGUGGUGUGAUGAAACUUAAGUUGAUGUAGCAGUCGUAAAUGUACCGAAUAAGUAUACAUGGGAUUGGAUUAUAUUGAUGGGUUAUCCUUUGUAUUGUAUCCUUUGCCAUUAGGAUACAAAGGCGGUGUGAAUGUGACAUGAAGUGUAACAGUGCUAUGAAUGGUCAGAAGACUGGAAAAAGUGCGAUACGAGUACAAGUCCAUUUAUGAGUCCAUUCUUCACUCUGCUCUGGCUUUGGCCAACAUAAUGAGGGCUUGGUCAACUUAUUACAUAAGAUAAGCCCGCACACUUACUCAGUUCAACAGAAAGUUUAAUAAUCUCAGUGCUUCACCUCAGUAGUUUUCAAUAUUUUUUUCUGAUGCCUUUGUACCCAAGUCCCUCGUGUAACCAUCUCUUCAACCUGGUUUUCAAAUCUCCUCUUUAUGCUGUUGGUAGUCACAACGCUUGUAAUGAUUGUAGAGAUAGACUUGUUAGUCAGUAGCAGAAAAUGGUUUAUGCUCUUGUUGUGACUGCUGUCCAUUACAAAACCUUUACCAAUCACAAUCCGCAGCACUGCCAGGUACUAUCUGUACACUUGUAAGUACUUUCACCCACCAAACAGUGCCAAAAUUUACUUCCAGGAGUCCCUCCAAAAAUGGGCAAAAAACAAAGCAACACACCCAGACAGGAAUGUAUAACUUUCAGUGUGGUAAUUUACAAUUACACAUAACUUUCAGACACAACCAAUGUAAAUAAGAACAAAGAAACCCUAAAACCAAAACACUAAAGCAGUACCACUCAUUUUUAGGAUUGUUCUCUGCAUAUAGUGCCUACUGGGCAAAUUGAUUUUUGCUAUUUUCUGCCAGCUUAGCAUUUUUCCAGCGUGCCAUUAUCUGAGUGUGUUUGAGCAAGUGGCUAAAUGCAGCAGUGUAGAAAGCCCUUAUCAACACAACACAUUGUAACUUCAGCUCCAGGUGUUUGCUGCCAUGUUACUGUACCCAACACACAUGGCCAUGGUGCUAAUUAAAGCAAUCCUGUGAUUAUCCUGAGAGGGAAAUACCUGGAUUAGAGGGAGAUUUGCAACUCAAACCCAAGACAUGCCUAAUCAAUUUAAAGCCAUUAGACAAUUAAUUCACUUUGGUGGAGGGUGGAUAUUGCACAUGCACUAAUCUGGCCCCUAAGAUGUCACUGUGUGUACUGAUGAGUAUUGAGUGCUCUGUGUACAAAUACAGUGAUGAGAAGGGUAAAGUCACCCAUGCAGAGGGGAGGAAUCAACACAUCAUGCUUACUGUUUGAGCAUCAGGUCAAUAGUUUUAGUGGAUUACAUCCGUUAUGAAAGUCACACCCUGACUCACCAUGUGAUUAAAAGGAGUUGCCAAACCACAUGUCCAGUUUGUUGUGCUGAUUUCGAUAAAUAAAUGAAAGAACAUCCUGGUUAACAAUUUUGAAUAAGCGUAAAUUUUUUCUUAUAACCCCAAUUCAAAAUAAAUUUGAUCACUGUCUGAAAUUUGAAUAAAAACAGAAAGUGACUAUGUGAGAACCAUUUAAAGCCUACAUAUAAUUGAAAAUACACUAAAAACAUUUAAGGCUGAAACAAAUAACAAACAAACAAACAGAAAAUCGAUUUCCUUACGAAAAAUCAAUAAACUUUGAUUCAGCAAAAGGUUUUUAUAAAGUUUGAACAGUUAGAACAAAACUUUGAAAAAGUUGUGUACUGCAAAAAAUAACACCUGGAGGAACAUCUCUCAACUCAUUAGUUUAAUUUGUAACAAGCUGGUGACAUUACUUAACAUAAAAAAACUUUUGAGAGGGACUGAAAAGUUCAUCACACUGUGAGUGAAUGUGUGACAAUUCAGUUCAACAAUUAAUAAUGUGCAGUGAUGUAAAACUGUGCAAAAUUUGGGGAUUUAAUCCUCUACAGUUUAUAACACCGUUAAAAGAGUCUGAGAUUCAAGUCUCUCUUUAAAAAGGACAAGUGAAAAAAGACAACACUGAAUGACCAUAACAGACAUGACUCUGAAGUGGAAAUCACUGCAUGUGUUUUCGCCACAUCAGCUGAAUAUAAGGUUUUGACAUUCCAACAAUAUACAAGAACAUAAGUUAUUUAGAUAUUUUUUUAACAUUAAUGACAAUAGAGCAAAUAUUUCAUUUAAAUCAUUAUUAUCUACAGUGCUUUAACACUGGCCACAAUAAUAAUCAACCAAACCGUGCAGCACAUGUGAAAAACAGUUAGAGUGGGCUUUAUGAUAAGGAAAUUAACAGUACCAUUGGCAAUAUUAGAAAAGAAAGGAAUACACAAUAGGAAGUAGUGCUGGGCGAUAUGGAAAAAAAUGUAUAUCACGAUAUGGAUCAUUUUAUAUCACGAUAACGAUAUAUAUCACGAUAUAGCUAUGGUAUGCUUUCAGUUCUAUGAAAAAUUUAAGUGUAUACAGCUGCACUAGUACAGUACCAGUACAAGACCAGCACUUAAAACUAGAAAAAUGAAUAAAUAAACAUGUGGCUGAAGUGCGUUCAUGUCUGUGCUCACCCAAAGUUAUGCAACACUCACAGAAAACGCCGAUAGUGUGAGCCAAAGCACUCCAUAAUAAUAAUAAUAAUAAUAAUAAUAAUAAUAAUAAUAAUAAUAAAUUUAAUUUGUAAUGCACUUUACAUUUACAAAAAAUCUCAAAGUGCUACAGUACGCAAUAAAAAAAGAGCAGCAACAAUAAAAAAGCAAUAGAAUGACAGUCACAGAUUAGCAUAAAAAAAGAAUUUAAAAAAAAGUAAAAACUAUAGAGUUGCAAUGUAAGAGGCUGGGUAGUAAAAGCAUAAAGCAUAGAGGAAAACUAACCAAAGGCUUUAUUAAAAAGGUAGGUCUUUAGGACUCUUUUGAAGAGGUUGUUCCCACUGCUAGAUGUUUCUCCUCCAAAGCUGCUCUCUGCCUCCAUCAUUGUUUACUUUACUCUUGAAGCAUGUAGCAAGACUCGAGCAUAAAUCCGAGCGCUUUAUUCGCCUAUCAGGGGCAGACAGGUAAGGUGAUUUGAUUCGCCACGACUCCAGAAAUGAUUGAAAAACUACAGAAUGUCACAAAAUUACGUUUCCUCGCUGCUGGCUUGAAGGGUAGAAAUGCGCAGCCGCGUUCCCAGCUGACAGGAAGUCAUACCACUGUUGUAGUUCUUUUGUGUUGCUAGCGCGGUCAAGAGUGUUGGCUCUCACUGAGAGAUGACUACAAAAAUGGACGCACCUGUUCAUCUGGUUGUUAAACACGGCUGAAAAUGAUCAUCUUUUAAUGUUGUUCCCGCUCCUGCCCACUCCCGUUGCCUUUUUUUCCCGUCCCGUCCCGAUCAAGGGAUUAAUAAAAAAAUGACUCCCAUCCCGUGGGAUUCCCGCGGGAAUCACGUGACCCACGGGAAUUUUUCCGAAAAAUGUCAUCCUCUACAGGGAAGGUCCCGGAGCAGAUGAAACAGGUGCCGGAGCGGCUGAAAUAGGUCCCGGAUCGCGCUCCGACUUGCUCCGGCACAAAUUAAGCAUUGCUUACAAUGAUCCCCUCAGGUGUGUAACUCAGGUAACCCGCAACGGCGGGAGACGCUGGACACGAAGAGGGCACGUAAAGCGGCGUCAUGUCGCAAAAUCGAUAGAGAAAUGCAAGCCUACAUGUCAACGCAUCCUUUUCUUUGUAAGAAAAUAUUGUUUUCUUUCCCGUUCGACACCAAAUACACUUACUGAAUGUGCAAUUAUUGUUGUUGUUACUAUGAAUCAUCUGAUGGCACAAGCCCUAUGGAUAAAAUACAGCCUAUCGCCCGAAACGAUAAAAAUAAAAAUGGCACGAUAGACAUUUUCUAUCGUGCCCACGAUAUCUAUCGUCCUAUCGCCCAGCACUAAUAGGAAGUGUGAAAUUAAACUCGCUUAGGAUUCAAUAAAAUUACAAAAGUCAAUGGUAAAAACAAAAAUUCAUUUUUAUGUAUUUUUAAAAUAUAAUUUGAAGUUGUUUGUAUUUUAUGUUUAAGGUUGCUGUGAGGGACUUAGAGUCUGCAUUGAUUUUAGCACCCCCUGUUGUCAAAGGGAAAUCUCGUAUUACUUGACCUGUCUGACUUUCAAAGUAGGGUUUUCAGACAAAGACCUUAACCUGUUAACGUUUCACCUGCUGUGAGUAUUUGCUGUGGAAAUUGUCAAAAUAGGUGGUUUGACGGCCUGUUGUCAGUCAUGAAGUCUAACAUCCGCCCCUCACUGUGCUUCAGUUUCAGUCUGUUUUUCAACCAGUUAUUAACUCUUUACGAUGCCUUUAAUUAGAGAAGCUAAAAAAAUGUAUGGUUCAGAAAUAAUCUCACAUGUCCAGUGAUUUUGGCCCAAACUUACUAAUGUAAGGAGUCACUACUAAUCAAAGUCCCUUUACUGAUAUUAUAACAGCAAACUGAGUAAACAGAGCUGCUGGGAGACAAAAUUUGAGCUGCAGGACCUGACGCAAAGCACACUGAAAAUAUUUGGUUGAGUUUAUAUACUCUGAAAUCUAGUCAGUGUAAAUCUGUAAACAAUUGUGUUUUGGCCAAUCCUUUCCAAAGAAACAGUGUAAUGAGCAGCUAAAAAAAAAAGAGUGAAGAGUGCAUUUUUUUUUAACCUUCAGUUGUCUCUUGACAAAAGAUAAAAGUUGGUAGAUAAGUUAUCCUGAGGUCAACACAUUUAAUUCUUUAAAAGCAGUAGUUUGAUUGAGAAAAAUAUUUAAUAUUUCAUGGGUAAUCAAAGCAGGCUUGGCAUAAAUGGAAUAAAGUCUGCUGCAUUGAAAUCAUUGCCAGAAUGGCGAUGCCAAAGUUUGGCAGAGGUCAAACCAGAGUAAAUUAUUGAUUCAAUUUUUGUUCUUCUUUUUCCAAAAUUAAAGCAAGUCUGUCCUCUUUAAAAUGCUUCUCUAAAUGUUUAGCAAAAAAAUCAUUUUAUAUAUGAAAUCCGAAAUAAAUAGAAGGUAGGGUAAGCCACGGGCCGGUCCCAUCACGACCCAGAGACAGAAAUGAAUCCAGGUGGACCGCUUCCUUCUUUUCAAUUUUUAUGAUUCCUGCAGAGCUCAGAAAUCCUGAUAUUAAGUACUUUUUCUGGCAGUCAACCAGAGUGCAUACCCUUUAAUCAGACAGUAUGCAAUAUGCAGUAUGUAAAGCUGAACCUAAUUCUUUUAUUUGCACACACAAAAUAUAAUGUAUUAACAAGCAUACUGGAUUUCCACUCCACAUUGAGCUGUCAGGGGGCAUUUGUCCAUAUAUGCAGUCUUUAUUUUGUACAGCCACAGAAGGGAGAACCUGUCUAAUACUUGAGCCACACAUUGUCUUUAAGCAGAAGAAAAUUGGCCAGAAUAUUCUGUAAAGAAAAAAAAAAAAAACAUUCAUUCCAAUUAAAGCAGGCCUGUGCAAGUGCAGCCAAGCAGCUCUGUUAUUCAAUUCCAUUAGAAUGAACGAUGCAGCGGCAUGCAACCAUGCAGUUAACAGGAAUUAAAACCAUAGGCAAGAUGACGGAUUACACGAGAAUAGAGGUGUGUGGGUGUGUGUGUGUGUCUGGUUGUGUGUGUGUGUGUGUGUAUUUUUGCAUCCAUGCACACGUGUACUUUUUCUCCUCCUUCGCCAAAAUAUUGUGUAUUGGAUAUUUUUUUCCAACACAUGUACUUGAAUAUUAAAUCAAAAUAGCUUGAACAUUGAAAUGUGCUAUGAGGUCUAUGCUGUGGCAUGGCUUCAGUGUACUUGUCAGUGUUUGCCAGCUGUAGUUAUUGCAUGAUGUAUGGCUCUGUUCUUGAUGCAUGCAUGACAGUUGGCAGUCAUUAAUCAUAGUUAGAAGAUAGGACAUGGCUUAGGCUCCAUUUUCCCCGCUCGCCGUAAGUCUCAUAUAAGUUUACCGUUGUUUUUCUUCAGGUCCAAGCUGCUUCGGAGAUGGUGACAUGCACAAACAAAUUUGAUAUCAUUCAUUGGUAUGAGAGCUGUGAAAAAAGCUUUUGAAUAAACAGUAGCAGGCAAACACCGAGCCUUUGUUCCUGUGAUGUACACUUAAGCCACACUUUGUUUGCUGCCAUGAAAAGGAGUCUGCAAAUGACUGUGUUGGUAUUUUUGUUGAAUUCUGAUGUUGUGUACUUAAAUCUUAGAAUUAGUGCAAUCCUAACUAAAAGACUAUUAGUCAGUUGGAAUCAACAAUGAUGGAAUCAAACCAGUAUUUACAUCUGAUUUUGCUCAAUCAACUCCUUUCAAAAUUUUGAUUCAAAAUAUUUGUCCAAGUACAAACAUUAUCCUAAAAUUUAAAGAUACAUUAUCUUAAAGCUCCAGUGAGGAGACUGAGAUUCAUAUUUGCUUUUUUUUUUUUUAACUUUCAAAAGCAUACAAAACUACCAUUGACAAUUUUUAUAUCCUAAUUUUUCAUGCCCAAAACAAGUGCAAAACAAGGGGGGAGGCUCCUGAGAGUUUUUUGUAAGCAGACUAAGGGGCUAAAAUACCAGCCAUUAACCCUCUUACUUGACUAACAGCAGUAGACAGAUAUGUGAAAUAUGACAAGCCUUUAUAAGAAGUUGAAAGCUAAUCCUGUAAAAUCACAACAGUGACAUUAAGUAGCAUAGCAUCUAUAACAUCUUUGUAUAAUAUAGUGGUGCUCUAUGCAGCUCUCUGCUUGGGGAAAGAAACCACACUGUUUUCGGACAUGCCUUAAAAAAUGAUUAAUUAACUCUGGAGUAAUACUCCGCUUUGAUAGCAAUUUUUUUUAACAAUUCAACAAAUCUUGACAAAAUACCAGUGUCUCCCUCUCUUAUAGUGAUUUUUCCACACUAUUCCCUGCUGUGUUUACACGUGAGCUUCCUCUGAUUUGAUGUACCCAUUGUAGAGGGGCUCUGGCAGGAAAAAGUCUGGGUGAAAGUUCUAUGUGGUUAAAUCAUCCCAUCUCCAAACAAAGGUGCAGUUUUAAGGAAAGCAGUCUAAAUGUAACAGUUCAGUCUCCACGUUAUAACACUGCUUUUAACAGCAUCUGAUGUAAUGAAGAAACUCAUAUCAGAGUGACUCUAUAGAGGGAAGCCUUAGCUCUCAGCUGUAACAUAAUUAGAGUCUCGAAGCUUUGAUUGUUUUCAUGUUUGAUAUUUCUAGACAGGAUCAUGACUCCUGAGUGUCAAGGCUGCCAUUAGGACGUCUGUUUUAGGAGGCUGAAAUAAGAACAGCGUGUGGUUCACUUUCCUUCUCCAAACUUUCCUUUGUUCUGCUGCUCACUACAUGUUUCAUUUUCUGUUGAUGUGUGGGUGUGACAGUCAGAACCAGGCUCACCCGGUGUGUCUGCUCUGGUAAAACAGCAUUGUCGCGACACACCCACCUUCACAGAGUAGACUAACCAUGCAUUUAAUUAGAAACAAAAGCUGGAAAUAAUUAAUUAGAUGGCAAUUCCCUUUUUUUUUUUUUUACCCUUGCCAAAGUUUAUAAUGAAGUAGAUAGGCUGCAGGAAUUUCACGGAAAAUACUUCAUUAAAAUUAAAAAGUGAGGGGGGGCCAUCACAACAAAUGGUCACUUUUUAUACUUUCUGUUCUUUUGGGGCAUGCAUGAAUGUGGUCCAGUCCCCUUGACGGUAAUACAUAUAAAUAACAAGUGGAUUAAGUUUACAGUUUGGUGAUGUUUCAUAAAAAAAAAUUAGAGUAAACCUCUUUAUUUUCCCUUACAGUGAAAUCUCCAAAACCAUUCAGAUUUCUUCAUGCCAGGGCUUUCAUAGAGAGAGAUUGGGUUGAUAAAGGGACAGCGUUGUGUGUGGAUGGAGCAUGUGUAGGUGUAGCAAUUCUAGCGCAGUACUUUAGUGUGAUCAUCAGAGGCUGCAGCUGCAUCUCCUCAUUUAAUGUUUCAUACUGUUGAAGUCAAUCAGCCGAACUGUGCAGCAAAUCAGGAUGUGUGAUUGCCAUCAAAGGUGUUUUUCUUUUUCCCUUUUUUUGCAUGAUGUUGCUGUCUUGACAUGAUGAAUCACACAAAUUGAGACAAUGGCACACUCUUCAAAACACUUUCAGGUGUCCCUGAGUGUGAUACUCUGCUGUAAACACAAGAACUGAUAGAGGAAGAACAUAAUGAAGGCACAUUCAAAGAAUUCGUCAAUCUUUGUGUGGUGUCGCAUGAUUCUUAGACUAUUUUAGAAAGUCUGUGGAUUUGGUCCAACUGAAAGAUGAUUUCACAUUUAAAACACUCCAACAACUCUGAAGAAUAUUGUGGUUUCAAAUGAUUUAAACUUGAUUUUCUCAGCCAGGUUUCGUUUCUUUUGUAGGAUAAAAGUAACAAAAGAAAACGUGAAAGCAGGCCAAAGAUUUACACACAUGUGCAUCAGUGCUGCUACUUUAGAAACAAUGAGCGUUUCAAACUGAAAAAGGAAAACUGCGAAUAUUGAAGUCCUCCACAAACAGACGAUCUAAAGCAACACCACUGAUAAGAACAAUAACAAAAAACAUUAUUGGCAAAUGUGUCAUGCUUCAGUAGGAGAUUCAGGGAUUAAACCCAAAGUAUUUCUAACGGCUUCGACCAGGACUCAGCAUCCGGGGGGAGCAUGGACAGAACAGGGAUAAUGAUGAUGGAGAAGUUAGCAUCACUUGGCAGCCGUCUCCACCAGCUUUGCUUUAUACAUAAAUCUCUUUAUUACAAAUAGCGAUAAAACAAGGAUGAUAAUUAAGGCAAGGUUUGUUGAUUUUCUAUAAAAUAUUUUUAAUGUCUCAAUACGAAAUCAUCACAGUUAAGAAAAAAGAUCAGGUCUAAGAGUAGAACUCAAGUACUAGUACGCAGAAAGAGCACAAAUCUAAUGAAUGACCUUAACAUGUCAGCUGAUUGCAGAUUCAGCCUCUGAUUGGUCGGUGGCCCAAAACACAGAUGGCAGCCUCUGUCCAGCAUGGUUAGCUACAAAUAAAAUGAUGCUGUUGUACUAAAAUCCCUUGAUAAAUCGUCACAGAUUGGCUUUAUUUUUAAGAGAUUGGGUCAGGGCAGUCUCUAAAAAAACACUUAUUUCUGUCAUGCCAUUCUAUUUAUAGAGCUGCUUUUGCAAAUACAGCAAUGUAAAGUUGAAAACAGCAGUGUUGACCAUAGAGACCUACUCUCCUAGACUCCACGGUGACAGUCGGUAGUACACGCAAAAUCCACAUUUAAAUAGGGCGGUCUGCACCACUUUUGCACCUGUUAUCAGUUAUGCAUGCAAUCAUAGUUGAUCACCCGCAACACACCCACUAACAGCAUGUGCAUUUUUUUUUUGCACAUGCAAUUUUGCGCUCGUUAUUUGGGAUCUUAGCAAAUCAGGCCCUAGGUUCGUGAAGCCACAAUCAAGAUAACCUGAAUAUGUAGAAACUGUCGGAGACGAAGAGCAUGGGGGAGGUUUUCAGGAGUGUCUGACAUUACUCAUCCUCCAUCAGCAGAGGUUUGAUGCUUUCAGUUGUAGUGCCAUUAACCAUACCUGAUGAAACAACCACUGCAAUAACCCUGUCACUGUACUGCCAAGUUCAAACUUACCGUCAUUUACAAACGUGUCAAGUUUCCUACAGCUUUUUCAGUUUUUGCAUUUGUAGCAGUUUCAUCACUGAAUUGAGUCUAGACAUGUGCAUACUUUUUAAACUUAGCUUUGUUUCUGGAUGUUUUUAUAGCUGGUUCAAAAUGUCUGGCGUUUUUUUGCAGGUUUACUCUUGUCAGCUGCUGCAACUAGGUGGUUUGUUCAACAAUACAUGCCAAAAUUAGCCUUUUCAGAAAGAAAUACAGGGAUCGCUGUCAUUGCAAAAACAGCCAAAGCAGAGCCUCUUUCAUUCUCAAAUAAAUGUCAAUCUAAAUAGAGAGGUUUUCUAAACAUAGUAAGUGUUUUUUUUUGUUCCAUUUGACUUGUUGCCUCUUCUAAAAAUGUUGUGUAAACUUCAAACUGAGAUUAAUGACCAACCUGACACAAACUCAUUUCCGUAACAAGAUAAGAACAAACAAAACAGAUGCAAGAGAAAGGACACAUUUACACUCCAAUUAGUGCUUUUAAAGGCCGGUGCUGUAUCAAAUGCGGAAAACACAGCCCGUAGCCUCCUCCAUAAUGAGUCAUUGAACCAUGGCUUCCAAUGGACCUCCUUCGUCAAUGUCAUGUCCACUGAGUGCCUCAGUCACAUUCAAAUUGGCCCAGGGUCCGCAGACAUUGAUAAAGGGUCUGCGUUUGGUGGGAAGCUUGCAGGCCGAUUCCUCUCAGCCGGGCUGAGGCAGUCCAGUCUCUGUCCAUCACUUCCUUGUUAUUUGCAUUGGCCCCAAUCAGUCCAGAGUGUUGAUCAAUGCAGAGUUAAAGUGAGCUUUCGCCAAGCAUUAGGAGGUGCUUUCCAUUAUACUGUUAGGUACAGCGCAGUAAUGAUUCGACACGGGACAGAUGUCCAGAGGACUGAUGGCACUGGUGUAUAAAGAGAUGUAUGUAGGCAGCAAAAGGGAAAUUCUAACAGCUGUUUAAUCUAAUCUGCAGCCUUUUAUGAAUACAUUAAUUGUUGUUACUCUUUGUUGUGACUUCUUGUCAAGGUGAGACGUUUUAUUGGCUCAGGGCCUAGCAGAAAUAUGUGCAAUAAAGUUGGGGUUAAAAUAGUGUUGGGCGGUAUGAUGGUAUAUCAUCUGAUGGUAUAAAAGUGUCUACCGGUAGAAAUUUUGUUAUACCUUUUAUACUGGAGAGAGAGAUCAGAUGUCUGCUGCAUCUCUCUGAGUCAGUGCGUUGGUGCCUGCGCUCGCUAACAGGAACACCGGAGCGCAUCCGUUUGGGUGCAUUUCCGUAUAUUCACCAGCAUGUCAUGCAGAGUUUCUUCACUCCAUUUGAUUGGUCAGGUUUGGGUGCGCUUCCUGGCAGUACUGAGGCAGCCCGGCCCACCCAACAUGAGGAAGAGGAGGAGGAACUCGUUCUGAAUAAGGGGGGGAGUCGCGACAUAGAUUGUCUGGGAUUCUUUAGAUUUCAAAAAUCCGACAGUGAUCAAAAAACAAUAAUAUACAAAAAGUGUCGUGUGGCUGUCAUUGCUGGAGGAGGAAACACCAGCAACUUCUUCCACCAUCUAGAGAUGAAACACGCCAAGCUCUAUUAUGAGAGCCAAAAGAUGUGUGGUGCACCUGCCGCACCAAUAACUAAAGCUGCAGCAGCUCUUCUAAUACAAAAGAGCUUGGCAGAGUCUUUCACCAAAGGUACGCCAUACGAUAAAAAAACAGCAGACUGAUCUGGCAUUUUGUUUGCAUCUGUAUACAAAUCUGAGUUUAGAAAUAAAAGGAAAAUUAACAAAUGUGACAGCAUGGUUUUUUUAAGCCAUUAAUUGAAUUUACAGGGGGAAAAACAUACCAUAAUAUAUACCAUUACAGUGAUCUGAAACUACUCGUACAGUGAUGUAAGAUUUUGUUCAUACCUCACAACACUAGGUGGAAAUUAUGGCUGCUUGCUAUUCUGCACCCUGAAAGUUUGUGGACAUUUCCUGGAGUUUUUUGCAUAUGUGAAUACAGCCGCUAUAAACCAAAAAUUUACCGAUACCGAAAUUUACGACAAUAACCAACGUCUUUCUGCUCAUGCCAAUAUAUUGGGCAUCAAAUAAAAGUUGGUUUUUAAUGUGUGUAGGUUGGCUAUGGUCUCAUGUCCCUUUAAGACGCUGUCCUACGUCAGAGACGUAACUUCGCCCCAUCCAGUCCAUAACAAAGAGGGAAAGUUGUAGCAGCUGGAGUGGUGGCUGAAGUAGAAGGAGGUAAUCGAGGUGAACUGCUCAAUAUAUUGUGACAUUGAUUUGAGGCCAUAUCACACAGCCCUACAUUGUAAACAUGUAAGCUAGAAAGAGGAAACACCGGUGCAAAAGUGAAGCCCGAGAUUUUAAAUUUCUAUUUUUAAUGUAAUUGAUUUAGUCUUUUUAAUUCUUGUUGGUCUUUGUUGUGGUGCCUCUUCUUGCCUGACAAAGGGCAUGUGAAUGGGAAAGCUUCUUUGCAAAUCUGAGAAGGGCUACAUUCAUGUUUUUCCUGCAAAGAUCUUUGUCUUGUCAAGCUUGUACCUCUGAAUACCAAGAGGAGCUAAAGCAUCAGUCAAAAGAACAGAUCAGACAUAUUUCCUUUUAAUCAGUCCCAUUUUUUGUGUCUAUCAGUGAUUCAUGAAUUCAUACGAUUUAACGCUAAGUUUACAGGAUUGUCAUUGAAUUUGUAACAGGAUUUUUAAUGCCCUAUUUAAUGUUGACUUUUAUAUCUGUAUUUAUUUCUUCUCUAUUGUCCGUGUCCCUCUUCCUUCCCUGGUCUCUAUAUAUCUCUGUUUCACUCCUUCGUCACUCUACAUACCAUGUUGUCCUGUUUCCUAAAGUGGCCAGUUCUGGUUGAUGAUUUACAGUAAAAUUGCUUAUAAAUUGGAGUGGAAAAUGUUUUGCAGACCUGGCAGCUUUCAAGUCCUGCGCCCAUUUGUCACUCGACAUUUCCUUUUGUGUAACAGCACGAGAAUUAAUUAGGCUGCGUGGCGGCAAAAGUUUACGGCUAUAAUUUAUGGGGAGAUGAGAUUCCUUGGACACCAUCUCGGACCCAUGUCGAUUUAUUAUUUUUAUUAUUGUGAGUGUGUGUGUGUGUAUGUGUGAGUAGUUGGACUUAUGAAUGAGGUUGCCCUGUGUUAAAAGCAGUAAAGCAAGAUUCAUUUAAGCUACUUGGGGCAAACAUAUUCACCGUGGAGCAACGACAGGCUAACAGCCAGGCAUAAACAAAGAUAGACUCUAUAGAAAUACAUUCAAAAGCACAUUAUGCAUGAAUUUAUGGACAAAUAAGCAAAUAUAUUGGAUGGACAUUCUCUUUAAACAGCUACACACAGAAACUGGAGCAUGUUAGCUGGUCGCCUGCAAUUUGUAAAUGGAAUGAUUCACUUAAUCACUAUUUUUAAAGCAAUCUUUGAUUUAAAACCUUUUAAGAGUUCUUCUGGGGAGUUUUUAGCUGGCUUUGAAACAGACAAAUUAAAAAAAAUGACACUUUUUUAAGUUUUAAAAGCAAACAAGACGGUCAACAAAAAUAUUAAUUAUUUCCAUGUAGUAAUUUUAAACUACAGCUGUAGGAUAGGUGUGACCUAAUUGUGAACUUUUUAAAUGUUGAGUUCUUGAUGAAUGGUAUAUUUUGCUGCUAAGAGAAAGCAGGAUGAGAUUUUUUUGAAGAGGGACAGUUUACACAUAAUGAUAAGCAAAGGGAUUAAAUGUAGAGCUUUGUCCACAGGAGGCGCUAAACACCAAUUUACUCUCAUACCUUCAUUUAAUCCCAAACCUUUAUUUUAUAAUAAAUAUAACAAAAGAAGGCCAAAUGAAGAUGGAAAACAGAAUUUAUCAGAUCCCAGCUGUUUUGGUCUGGGCUAUCAAAACAUUUAAGAACAAAAAAUAAUCACAGGAGUAAACUGUGAUCAUUGGCAUUAUUAAAUCAGAUCCAAAAUCCAAAAUUUUUAUUUCAAUUUUAGUUUCAAAUAAAUGUUAUCAGUAUCUUGAUCUGAAAUGAAAGGAGUGAAAUGUUCGUUAUGAUCUCUGCUUAAAUCUCUGGUUAGGACCUUUUGUUUGGUGUCAGUUUUUCCUCCCUUUGAAGUUUAAGCACUUUUUUUGGCACAUUUUGUCCUUAAAAUGCUCAAGUAAUAUCUUUUGAUAAAAAAAAAAAAGAAAGAAAAUCAUCCUGCUGACUUUUGACAGCUAGAAGUAGUGGUUAUCAUUCAUAUUUUGUGUGCGGCUUAGCUGCUCAUCCUACCCCUACCCCCUUGCACUAGUGCUGGACAGUGAAAACUUCAGUGUCAAAAUGAGCAGACCUGUCAGUGAUGGUCUUGUUUGCUUUUGUACGUUAGAAAUAGUCAAUAUGAAAUUCAGUCAUACUUCAUAAAUGUCAAAAAACUCCCCACAGGAGCUUUAAGAUUUAUAAUAUGAGUUAAUGCUAUACAGUUACACCAGCAGGGCCCAAAACCACGGCCUAGAGGCAGGAGGCACCUUCAAGGUUAGGGCUGGAUAUGAUACCUGAAUCGACUCAUUUUGCUUUAUAUCGUCUGGGUCAAGGAGAACCAAGGAGAGAAAACUUGUACUCUCAUACAAGAGUUAUUUGACUUUCCAUACAUAGAAGAGUCUGAAUCAGCACAAAGAUCUGUUCCUCUGUGGACUGAACUGACCUUACGGAUCUUUGAUGUUUAAUCGGUGAGUUUGACACAUGUUUUGGUCAGCUGUAUGGAUGUGAUGCCAGUCUUGUGACACUGCUUGACAGAUCACUUCUACAUAUGCCUUGGCUGCUCAGCACAAUAUGGCAGUGCCCAUGAAAUGAUGUAGUCCAUUAACAAAGUCACCCCUAAGAUUCACCCCUAAAACCCUGUAAAUGUGAAUACACAGAGUUCCAUUGAUGCUGAACACCCUGUAGUGGAUUCAUACCUGUUCUGGUCCACGCUUGUGUUUUCACAGAAAACGCUGUGGUGCAUCUCAGCUCUGUCCUAGAAGCAACUCUAAGCUCAGCUCAAGAUCUAAGAUGAACACAUACUGGGAUAACAUGAUAACAUAUCGACUAAACCACGUGACUGACCAACAAUCCAUGUUGACCAUGUCUAGUCUGGUGGCAACCCAUCCGUUUAAUUCACAAUGACGUGCAAACUCCAAUCUAUAAAGGCCAAGGCCGGAUUUGAACCAGGAAUCUUUUUGCUGCUCUUGUAAUGUGUACAAUUUGUAUAUCCAAUUUCUGGAUUUGUAUGUUUAAAUGUGUUACCAAUGUCAUUGUCAAAGUAACACCAACCUGCAUGUCUACAAAUAAGAGAUAUAUUUAUUCCAAUCAGUCAUCAUGAUGGUCAAACCUGAGGAGCAGCUCUGCUUGAAAAUAUCUCCAAUGAUCCUGUAACCUUGAGGGAAUUUCUCCCCAGUGUCUCCUUGCUGCAUUUGCAAGAAUGUCCAUUCGGUCUCUCCCUUAUGGAGGUGAAAGCUGUGCAACAACGAAACACACUCACACACACAUUCUGGGCUGCUCUCAGAGCUGUAGUGGAAAGUGUUUGAGAUCAAUUGUGGAUAAUUGGGUCUCCACGCGACAUAAUCUCACAUUAGUACGGCCAGCUGUGCAGCAAGCAUCCCGCUACCUGUUUAAAGAGGUGUUUUGGGGUUGAUCAUUGGGCUUUUACCUGCUUGCAUCAGUGGAAUAUAUCCUGAAUACGACAAUAACGAAUGUUCACCAUGUUUCAGCCACUCUGUAUGUGUGAAAGAAUCUGACCUACAGCACAAUCUGAUGUAUCUAUACUAUGAUAAACACUGGGGUUAUGUGUAAGUGACAUCACUAACACUAUCUUUGUCAUUCCCUAUCUUCCACUUCAAUGCACACACAUCAUACAACCAGUCGUAACUUUGCAAAAGAAAUGGCUGCUCGCACCAAUUUUGUAAUCAAUGCCCACAGAAAAUGGGAUUCCUCCGGCCGCCGGCAAUUAAUACAUUUGUGUCCUUUUUUAACACUAGUGAGCCGAGCUUGAAAUUACCAAUGACUGGCUCCUGCUCAUUUCCAUAUUUAUUGCAGAGGAGGACGAGGUGGUGGCGGCGGCGGCGAUGGUGGUGGGGGUGAAAACUGGGGCGAAUGAUUGAUGUGGAGCUCGCCUCCUGCAUUACAAACAGCCCAUUAUUGGGCAGACAGAGGAAGAGAGAGGGAAAGACAGAGAGAGAAGGAGCGAGAGACACUGAGAGGGGCUGACAGAGAGAGAGGGAGGAUGAAGCGCGGUCUAGCAUACAGUUGAUUAAAGUUGAAGACAGUGGGAUCAGUCUGCGCCGGAGGUUUUUGUCCUCCACCCCUCCUUCCCCCCGCCUGUUUCCCUUCUCCCUCCUUUUUUUUUUCCUUCCCCCUCCUGUCUUCUCACUCCAUAUUUUGUGGGGAAGAUGGCCUGGGCUGGAGCAUUAAAGGCCUGUUUUAAUAGAUGUUGACAAGGAGUGGACCAACAAAAGCCCAAGCCUGAGGAUUUGCUUGAAAAGAUUCAAUCAGACAUGUUUUCACUGCGAUUAAUUGGCGGACUCCGAGGGGGAGGGAAGGGAGGGAAGCAGGGAUGAAGGGAUUGUCGACGGAGGUGUGAAUGAGUGUGAUUGUUCUGAGCACCCAUCCCACCUCCCCACCCGCCCCUUCUUCCCUUUUGCUCAUACACCCCCAUGCUUCCCUCUGUCAUUUUGAGCGAUAGUUUGGAAAUGUCCUUUGAAUGAUGCUAAAGAGCAAACUCCUCCGCCCUCCCACUUCCCCUCCUCCUCCUCCCCGUGAAUUAUGAGUAUUAUUUCAGGGAGGUGGGAUGUGGCGAGCCAGAGAGCAGGACGACACGGCUUUGAUUGGAUCUGACCUGCUUCUACUUGUGUCAGAUACAGAUUCACAUUCACCCACACUGAUAAAACUGCUGGUACGAGUGUGUGUUUGGAGUGUGAUUAGCUUUGACAACCAGAACCUGAUCGUGACGCGGCUGGAGAAGUAAAGGUAGUAACGUUGACCUAACUGUAGCCUUCAUCGCUCUGCACGCUGAAUGUAAGUUGGACUGACAUCUAAGCUGAUACCAUACUCACCUCAAACGCUGGGUAUCAGGUAUAGCUGUCAUAUACACUGUCCAGUUUUAGCCAGUAUGUGUAAGUUGACAUGAAAUGUCAUUAAUGAAAGAAGAGAAAACAAAAGACACUUAAAACACUGAAGAGUCUGUGCAAACCAUAACCUGUCCUUGUUCUGACUGCCAGCCCAAAUCCCUUACUUAACAUAUCCAGAUUGAAUUCAGAUUCAUUUAAGAUCCCCAACUCACAUUGUUCUGACAGACUGGAAAUGUAUCCGCUUCAGUCACUCUCAAACUGGUUUUGACCUUAUGUGCAUGCGCCAUGGUUUAACAGAGCCUUAUCUUAAGGUCCUUACACAUCAGGAGCUUUUUUUUCGUGUGAUUAUUGGAUGUCAGGUUUUUUUUUUAACCCGUACCCUGUCAAAUCGCCCACUACCAUGGUGGGAAAGGACAAACUUUUGUCUGCUAAGAAAUACUCACCCGGAGUUUGUAUACUAGAAUAAAGACAGUAGCUGGUCCAAUAAAAAUACCUAAUUCAAUCAAGCUUGACUGUUCAUGUCAAGAAAGAAAGUCAAAUGAAGUCAAAAUUGCUUCCACAGUCUGAAAAAAGUUAUACAUGACAACUCUAAGGUGUGGUUGUUGGAAGUUGAUAUAGUAGUUUUCCAUUUCGCACUGUUUAAUUUUAUUUUAGGCAUGUGCAUUGCCUUCUAUGUGCCAAAACUGGUGACUAAUACAUCAUAGGGUAAUGGUUAGGUAUAAAGAAAAAAUAAACAUGCUUGACUUUCUGUGAGGAGGUUGGGAGUCUCAGACGUAGCUGUAUUUGUUGUUUGGUAUGGCACACUACACUUUGGAGUAAAUAUGCAGUCACAGCUCAAAAUCUCAGUUUGUUCAAUCGUUUGGUUCAUAAAAACAUGCUAAGAUGAUGGCGAUGGCCAAAAGCAAUUCUAGCUCUUCAGCUAAAAUGCCUUUAUAAUUUUGAAAUUUUUAUUUAUCUUAUUAAAAGUAUGAUAGCCAUUUUAGCUCACAUCUAAGAAACCAUUAUCUAAGGGGGAAGCUGAAGACACAUUCCCACUCAGGUGGAAAUUACAGUCAAUAAAUCAGUCAGCCAUCACUCAAUGUGACUGGCAGCUGUCUAGUUUUCAGUCAUUUAUGCCAGUGAAAAUAAAAUGUGCAAAUUUUCAUACAACUUAUGUAAAUUAAGAAGUUUAGAUCUCAAGAAGAUUAGCUUAUUCAUGGUUUUAUGUUGAGAUAAUACUACGGCCACAUAAAAGUGACCCAAUGAGAAUAAACUUUCCACAAGGUUCCAGCUUGUGAAAAUACACCUGUAGUACCUUUUGAUUCAGAGAGUAAAUUAUGCAAAUCCGGACGUGACAUAAAUUCAGCAGUGACAUUAGCUCUGUGAUCUUAAGCUUUGGGGAGGUAAGGGAUCCAAGGCGGCAUCUGUGGCUGCUCGUCCCUCCUCCCGUCAUGUAUCUCCGCCUCUCCAAACUUCAGAUCCUCCUCAGAAGUGUUGCAGCAAAGUCGGCUUUGGUUCGGGGGAGGAGGGAUAAGAAGUGGGGCAGAGAGAGUGCGCAUACAGCAAAUUGGCAGCUCCAUCAAAUUAUACUGGCAUUAAGGGGGUUUCGCAGGGCGUAAUCCACACGCCAAAGCCAGAACGCCCCUCCCUCCCUACAACGUUUAACUUUUGUCGACGUAAACGCCACAUUUCAUGCUCCGCCAUUAAUCUGUCGGAUUACAGGAUGCAAGCAGACUGAGCAGGGUUUUGGUUGGGGCAUAAGAAAUGGGGUGAGGGGUUGAUUUGUAAUGAAUUCUCUCGAUCUUGGCUUAAUGUCGAGCGGUGGAGGUAGCCGGAUCAAGAAGGUACCUUGAGACUCCCUGAUUAGUGAUUUUUGUCUUCACCAUUUCUACAACUGGUCAGAGUGUUUGGCCAGAGCAUUUUUUCCAGCUACAUACACAAUACAGGCCUGAAAUGAAUCCCGGUCUCCUGUGUUUCCUUAUGAUGGGAUCGUCUCCCAUAUGACGGGGAUGUUCCCGGGCUUCGCAGUCAGAGGAUAACCCACCUGAGGACAGCGAGGGAGAAUGAGCCUGUCACACAGAGGGGGGAUUGUGCCCUCUCUCCCCGGGGUGUGGAGGAGCUCGCAGCAGGGGUUAAGGAGGAUCCAGUCGUGGUUUCUAAUGGAUGAAGUGCUCUGGGAAUAAUUUGACACAUGUGGAGUGUGAAGAUGCCGCUGUAUGGCCCUCAUCCCGUGAGUGAAGACAUGAGAAGAACAGCUGGUGCUGGACCUUGAAUGAAAAAGACAGCCUCUUAUUCUGAUCUGUGUAAACUUCAAUAAGGAUAGAAUAAUAGUCUUCAUAUUGAGAAUACAGAUAGUUAUCAGUUUGAGUACUAUCAAGACAUAUCAAGUGUACCUUGCUUUUCUUUUUUUUAAAGACAGAAAGGUUGCUGCAAAGAUUGGCCUCGAUCCAUUUACAGACAAAUUGACCUGUUUCUUCAACACAGUGGUACUUCACAUGCUAACUUUAGUUUGCUAAACUGUAUGCAAAGACACGCUACAAUCACCAUUUCAGUUUAGUUUGCUGGUAAAGUUAAUUUGCAUAUUUGUGAUAUUCAAGUAAAGUGAAGAAAGCAUUUGAUUAAGUUGUAGUUAACCACUAUUUGGUAAUGAUUCUGCAUACACAACAGCUAAGAUGCACAUGCCUAUUCGGGAGUAUCCGCAUAACUUUUAGUUUUUAUUGCAAAAAUAAGGUUAGAAAUGUCAAGGGAUGAAAGGAUAUCAGUUCCAAUAAGUUCCUCUAUCACAUUUUGCAAAGACCAUUUUUUGUUCAAGACCACUAAAUCAUAAAAACUUAUUUAUCUCUUAGGGACGGGACCAUGUCUCACUCCAAUAUCUUUUCAAUUUAUUGCAGAAUCAUCAUAUGUAUGUUUAUAGGGAGUUACUUGAUGACCAGCUAGGAUGCUUAUAGGAUGGUUACAGCUUGGUUGCGUAGUUGGUGGUCCCCCAGUCCGAUGGUUAGUGGUACAUCCCAACAGUUCACAUGGUUAAGGGUUCUUAACAGCAAAACCCCAAAUUGCUCUUUGUGAUGUAACCAGCAAAUGUGAAUGCGUGUGAAGGGGGAUUAAUUAUUUCUAUACUUUGUAACAUCCUUUUCCACCAGUGUAUAAAUGCUCUAUGUAGAUACCAUAAAAGUGCUGAGUGGAGGACUGUAAUAAUAGUACAGCUUAUUUAACCUGUUAACUGUAGUAAAUUUGAUAACAGUGCAAAUCACAAUGUAUUGAGAUAUUAUUAUUUGGAUGUAAUCUUAGGACAGACCAACGUUUCCAUCCUUGUCAGAGAUUUGAAAAAAAUGUGCUGCACUUUGACGGUCUCAUCUUUUCUUUGAUGAGGACAUACAGUGUAACACCCACAUGCACCAAGGGGUCUGAACACCAUUUUAAAGUAGUUCAAAAGAAAAGUUUUCUUGAAGACACUCUCAUGGAGAAAAUGUUUAUUUGCAUUGAUUCAGGUCUUCUCUGGGGGUUCCCCUCAAGCACAGGGAUUUACACAGCAGUGAAGUGAGACUGGCAUCUUUCUUCCUAUGGUGCUGAUGGCCACUCUCUCUCACAGCUCUACCCUGUCUCUGGAAUAAAUUGAAUGUCUGUGACCACACCAUAGAUCAAGACAAAUAAUAAAUCGCCUACUUACUCCUUCUCCCUCUUGUAUCUCUUCACCUCCUCUGUGGAUAUGCAUUCUGCCGGCUCCCCCUCCCUCAGCGUUAUGCUGUCUCUAUCAGCCCUUUCAGCCGUCUCUGUUGUUCACUAUCUGUGUUUCUGUUGCAGCCUCAGCCCUCACACUCUAUCUCUGAGCUGUCCUGCCAGCUUGUACUGUACAGAGCAGUCUUCAGUUAAAAAGUGAGGGAGAUGUUGAAUCUUCUGCCACCUCUUCUUUCUAAUUCAGAUGUCUUGCACAUCUUUCUUCACUUGCAAACAUACGUUUUUGUAGUAGAAGUGUAACUAUUGUCUCUACUUUGUACCCAUUUUCUCUCCACUUAAAAUGCAAAGGAAUGCCUAUCCUAAUUUUACAACAACCUAGCAACACCACUGGCUCCACCUUUUGGCAAAGUGGUGAUAUAUCUGCUUUUUUUCAUCACUGAACAACCAGAAUCAAGAAGGGAAGGACUUUAGAUAUCAACUUAGUCAAGAGCAAUUGUAGAGAAAACAGCCACCACAUUUUUUAGUUAAAGGUACAUGUCUUUAUUUGCUAAAAGUGCUCUGACACAAUUUUUAUCAAUUGUUUUUGCAUUAGGGUUUUUUAGAUGCAUACCAAGCAUUGUGAAACAAACCUGAUGAUCACUACUAAGGGAAGCAGAAGUGACGUAGAACAACUUUCAAAACUGCAAAUACUGGUGAGAAGCACUCUAAAAUUGAGGUGGUGGGGGCUGUCAGAGAAAAAGGACACAGUCCCAUAGGUAUAAUACACUUGUUAUUAGGGGUGUCCCGAUAUGAUAUUGAUAUCAGAUAUCAGCAAAAAAUCGAAUAUUGGAUUAUAUCUGCUUGCAUCUAAAAUCUGCAAUAUCAGCACUCUGAUACAAGCAGUCCAUUCCAGACUCCACUCCUGCACCUCUAUCUAGCAGCACCCUGAUCCAGCAAGCUGAGCCCACAAAAUCACAACAACAGUGUGUACUAAGGUACCAACAAAGUAUCAAGGAGUAAGAGUGAUGUUGGCCUUAUGGCAGUAUUUUUUGUUUAAGUCCGAAAAGGACACUACAACUGAGUGAAAAACUUGGCAUGCACAAUUUUGUGCCAAUGUUGGAUCAGUAUUGGUCUCGGUCAUUGUUGAAGGCUACAAUAUCGGUAUCCUAUCAGAAGUCAAAAAGUUGUAUCAGGACACCCCUACUUAUUUCACUUAUAUGUAAAAAAAAAAGUUUCCUGACAGAAACUCUGCAAAGCAGGGACAAAUAAAUCUCCUUAUCUUAAAUUUAAAAGACACUGUAGAAAGCCACAACUCAAAACUAAAGGCACUAAACAAAGGAAAAUGAAAAAUUUGAGAAAACCACCAGCAGCACUUUGGAAAACAACCAAUACUGUCAGCUUGAUAUUUGAUCCAGCAGAGGGAGCUCUUAUUGUUGCCUGACCACUGAGUGGCACUCUUGACCUCAGUGAAUAAAUGCAGUGAUGAUUUAGAAAAACUCAGUUUCCCUGGUUAUCUUAUAAUUUAUAACAUUGGAAGCACAGAGCAUAAAUUAACAAUAUAAAUAAGAGCAUGAAUUGAUGAAGAAUGGUUUCUUUGCACAGGAACAUUUUCACCAAGAGAAGUUGUUUGUAGCGACUUCAGGUCCAUCGUUACCACCAUUUCUAUCUCCGACACAGAUCUCCUAACGCUCAUGAAUUCUUAUCCUUGUACCCUUUUUGGAGCAGACACCUCUGCCAUUGAUAAAUGUCUCUACCAAGCCUCCACGUCCUCUUUAUCUAGGAGGUGAAAGAACCCACCUCUAUCACAAACAUAUUAAGCAGACCUAACAUCUUGAUAAAACCAAGAUCACCAUCUCAAUGACCUGCAUUGAUCCAGCUCUCCUGGUGGCCUGGCCAAACUCCACCAAGGACUUUUUUUGACUCACCUUUUCUUAGUGAACUCCAGUUUCUCUCUUGCUACCUUGAGUUACUAGUAGAAUUGUUACGAUAAAAGCCAGGGGACAGUUACUCUGAUACUCCCUGACAGAGGUUUUGGUAAACUCAAAGGGUUGAAACCACAGAAAGUGAAAUACAGCAAGCAGAAGUGAGCUCCCAAAAUGUUAUUUCAAUGAGAGAUUGGAGGUAUCCUUUUGUGGUACAUGGCUCAUAACAGUGGUAUAUUAGUAUACAUGGGCAUCAGAGCACAAGUUAUGGAAGAGCAGCCCCUAUAACUACAUCAUUCAGCGGUGUUGAAGCAUAACCUAUUUGGGAUAUUUAACUAGUGGCUUGAUUCUUUAACCAAACCAUUGAGGCCUUCAAAGUUGAAGGUAGCAUUAUAUACACAGUAAUGUGAUUAAAAUGUAUUUGCCUGCAUCUUAGAGUCAUGACAGGCAGCACACAAGGCCCCACAAUGUUGAAGAGUUUGCUACUCCUCAGGAACGCUGGGGCCUCUCUAUCAUAUUUUACCAUGACUCAAUUCUGGAGCUUCGUCACCCCUCCUAACUGAUCUGAACACAGAGAGGAAAAGUAUGGCUACAGGGCCGAGACUGCUGGUUGGAACCGCACGGAACAAGUCUUGACUGCUUAAAUCCGCUUUGAUCUGCGUUUCCUGGAGAGGGGAUUGUCUGCUUGGUCCUGUGGUAACACUUUUGUACCAGCCUGUGCUCUUUGCAUCAUCUUACCCUGCGUGAAGAAGUCUUGCUUUGCUUUUUUCUCUCUCCUUUUUCAUUUUUUUCUUUAUCUCUAACACGGGCGUGUGCACAAAUAUGUAUGCAAACACACGUCCACAAAAUCCACAUACACACAUUUUUUUCUGUCAAACACAUUCUCUUCCUGUCUUUCUCAGCCCCCCUACUCUUUCUCUCUCUCUCCAUUUUCCCUUUGACUUCCACAGACACUAAUUCCCUUUCUUCAAGGACAAGCAUCUCACGGCACAUCAUCUGAAUAAGACUUUGAGUCGCCGUGGCCUCCCAGGGCUUAAGUCCGCAGAGCCCUUCUUCCCGAUCCCCUUUUUAAUGUUCUAACACCAGCCUAGUGCCGUCAAUAAAUAUUAACAUCCAGAGGGAUGAGAUAUGCUCUGGUUAGGCAGGCCGCUCACCACAUGGGUCUCAGGGUGGCUGUCUCUCAGCUGAUACUGAAGAAGGAUUUUUGAGCCAGUGACCCACACUGAAAGACCAAAAGAGCUUUAGGACUGUGUAGCUCUUGAAGAUACCGUGCAGGAAAUGUCUUCAUCAAUCGGGACACUAAAUCAGAUGGUGUCAAAUUGUUGUUUCUGCAUGGGUGGGAAAGAUUUCUUUUCUUUGGUGUCAUUUAGGACAAAGACUCGCUUUGGCUUCAGUUCUGACAUCCAGAGUCGAUUAGCUUUGAGCAAAGUCAUGGCUCACAUUAACAAUGAUGGUAAGACUUAAAAUGAAAAUCCAUGUCUAUUCAUCUCAUAAUGCCACCGCUGCUGCCGAUGAAAGUGAGCAGAGUAGGUUUGGGUUUAAUGACCCAGCUGUUGUUUUCUUACUCUGUGUAAGUUUGAGUGUGGAGGAUUUAAGUUCAGUAAUGUCUGUGGAAGAUGCAGUGUCUAACAGUUAGCAGCAUUUAGGAGGAAAGAUGUAAAAAUGGUUUAUAAUUUUCAUUAGCUGGUUAAAUUAGUGUAUAAUCACAUGGAUGCAAAAAAGUCAUUUUGGUUUCCCUACCCUUGAUGAGGCCUUUCAUACAGAGUGGGGCGAUAUAGGCUAAAAUAUUUAUUAUGACGAGAUUUGCCAUUUUAGCGAUAACGAUUAAAGUCCCAAUAAAAAAUAUAAUUCCAAUCUAUAUUUUUGACUCAUUUUGUCUUGAAAACAGCAGCAGCAGUUGGAGUAGUCAAAUAAGAUACUUAACCACAAGUUUAAGUGUUAGGUUACAGAGAAAACUGAUUACAUCAAACAAGUCUCAAGUGUAAAAACAUUUUCAACAUUUGUUAAAAACUCUUAUUGCACAGAGUGAACAGCAGCAGAUCCACUGUCCGAUGUCAGGCAUACCUGAUUGCACUCAUCUAAGCCCCAAUCUUGAAGGAAAUCCCUCAUGUGGAGCCUCCUUCAGUAACAAGCUUCUCAGAAACGUCUUCUUUAUUACCUUCAGCCACGUGUGUUUGUUAUUGAGCUCUGUGUGGGCUAUGGGCUAUAUUUAUCUUGGAUGAUUUUUCUGACGAUAUAUCAAGAGUGAUAAUUUAUCGCCCAUCCCUAAUACAGAGGCCUUCUCGAACAGAUAGACCACUUUGUAUUCAGGAGUGGCAGCAGCUGGGGGAGGUGCUGUCACUCUUAAACCAAAAUUAGAGUCUUCAUUGGAACCUGGAGGGUAAAAGUUAUCAGUGGUCAUCGCUGACCACUGAAUGGUACUCUUUACCUCGGUGAAUUAGUACAGUGGGGAUUUUCUUCAGAAAUGGAGGGUAUAUGCUGUAAUCAAGGCCAUCCUGAGUCGACAGUCACAACAGCAAAACAUCUGAGAGGCACCUUCAACACCAUAGAUGGUUUAAUAAAGCCUCGGGACUGUACGUUAACUUUGCUAACUCAACAACAACAACAACAACAACAACAACAACAAAAUCUGAGAGCUCAUCCUUCAGUUGGCGAGGAAGGAACCACUGUGGAGCAUGCAAUGUCAGCAGAUGACGUUAAUAGGAGAGCUAUACUCGGUCCUGAUAAUGACACAGACUGUUAUUUCUGUUUUUUUGGAGGGGCUUUUUGUGCAUUUCUUAGAGAGGAUAAGACCGGAUUGAGCAGGAAACGAGGAAUGAGCAGAGAGUGACAUGCCACAGGCUGGAAUCAAACCCUGUCUGUCUGCCUGAGGCAGAACCUCCAUAUAUGAGGCAUGCGUUUAGACUGCUAGACUCGCUGUGCCCCAAACUGCCAGUAUUUUAAUAGAAGAUUUCACCGACGCUAGUUAACAAGUGCCUUGUGAGGAAAGACAAUUCCACCAGAAAUCAUUGCAAAAAGCACAAGAAAGCAGGUGAAACAGAGUUUAGUCCUUUUUUUUUUAGGGGAGAACAGUAGAUUUUUAAUUUUGAGGAUAAAUUUCAAUUCACAUCAAAGAAAAGCUAAAGAAAAUGUUUGUUUUUUUCUUUUUAAGUCUGAUUUUCUUCAUUGAAUAUGUCAAAUUGACACGUAAAACAAACUAGAAUCAGCAAAAGAACUUUCACGUAUUGUAUCUGUAAUCACUUUAAUAAUGACAAACAUUUAAAGUCUGUAUUUUGCCUCUAAGAUGUUUAGUUCAUUCUGUUUUCUGUGAUGAGAGUUUGAAACUCAAUGAAAGCUCAAAUACCUUGAACAAUAACACACACAAAAAAAAGUUAUCACACUGUUGAUUUAUUUCUAUGUUGCCAAAACUGGGAAUAGUUGUGAAUAAACUAUGUGUGAAAUGUAUCGUCUUUUCACAUUUACUUCGAUGUACAAUUUUCAAAAUAAUAGAGUGCCUCAGACUAACUUAACUUAGCUGUGAGGAUGGAGUGAUCAAUCUUGAAAAGCCUAAUUCUUGAAUAAAGGUUUCUGGUAAAAACAAACGUUAUCAGGAGCUUUCCUUCUGUAAUCAAAUCAGUAUCUGAUGGAAAUUCAGACAAACCCAAAAAAACAGUCAGCAUUUACACGUUUUCCCACAUGUACAGUACCAGCCUGGGUCUAAUGACUGUAACUCCAGCAGCCACUGCCACAGGAUACUGUCACACUCAGUCCUCUUCCCUCGUCCCUGACUCCCAGCUCCCACCCCUGAGCCCAGAUUCAUUACAAGCUGUGGCCAGGGUAUUAAGAUACGGCCGCAUUAACAAAGUUGUCUCUGUAUCUUAAUUGAAUCUACCCCCGCCAGAGCUGAAUCUGGAUUAUGUUUACCUGAAAUAUAAGCGGCUCGGCAGACGGAACACGGCCCCACUGAUAAAACACUGGGUUGGCCCCCUCCCCAAUCCUAAUCCCCAACUGUAAUUUGUUCCUCGAUGGAUGUAGUCGUAGCGAUGGGAGCCCCUGAUUGGGAUUCAUUCCAAAAACAGGGAAGGCAACUGCAGGUAAGUUCAUCUGUUAAAUAGUGAAGGUGUGUGUUUCCGUGUGUGCGGGAGACUAACCUGAACUGUGCAUGGAUCUGCCUCUUUAUCAGCAAACUUAAAAAAAAUGUCCCUGUCAUGAAACAUCAUCAGGUAGCAGCUGUUUUCAGGUAAAUACAGAUUUGUUAUUGCCUCCCAAAAUGAGCAUAUGAGAUUUCUAAUGUAGAGCUCUUGUUGGCAGGAAAGUAAAACCAUUUAGACAUAUCUCAACGAAAAACUACCUUUUUAACACAUUUAAAUCAUUUCAGGUCAAGGACAGAGCCUGGUCAUGGUUACAGGAAAUACAAGUACUGUUGUCCCAGUGCCCUUGUAGUCAAACCUGAAUCCUAUGUAGCUCAGGGAGUCAAAAUGUGGGCUGGGUAAGUGGGGUUUUGGUGAAGGGUUGGACAGGGUUUUUUUCUGAGUGGUCAGAAACUGUUAACAUAUUCUGAAUCCCCAAAAAGAGGACACUACUUCGCAGGGCGGAGUCACGGGGUCGCGUGUAGUAAAUUCCAAAGUUUUUUGGGUUGGCUCAAGUGUUUUUUUACGCACUUUUAACUCAGUUACUCCACGCGACACAAACUCAAAACUUCCAUACAAAACCCUGGACAUUUUAAGGAUUUUAUAAACUCCCCCAAAAAGAGGACAUGUCCAGGUAAAAGAGGGCGAAUGGUCACCCCUAGUUAACAAUACCAGCUUUCUAAAAUCAUUUCACUCAAAUUUUGUAGUCUUAUGUUUGAGUUAGCAGGACGGAAGUAGAAUUGAUUAUUUUUUACACACUGUGAUGAAAACCAGAACAAAAGAAGGUGAAAGUAAACUAAGUGAACCCCCCAUGACUGAGGUCAGCUAUCACUUACAACCACUAUGUCAGGGGGGAUGAAAGAGAGAGAGAGACAGUGAUGGUCCAGAACAAAGUGACUCAAAAGUCUGUCCAGUUUUUCCUCAGCAGUUAUAAUGCCAGUUCUAAGAUACGAGUAUCAAUACAGCUGAGAUAUUAAACUGUCAAGCAGCCAAAAAGUAUGUUUUCACUGUGUAACAUUUAAACACGGUGAUCCCAGAAAGACCCUCUGACAAAUCUUACCAUGACUCUUGAGGCAGACACCUUCAAGAGACUGACGGGAACUGAGAGGUUUCCAGAAAGCAGAUUGAAGGUUACCAGAGUUUUAUCUAAAUACUGAUACAAGUGCUUAAGUUGGAGUGUGAUAAAAAUGUGAGAAUUUAAAUUAGAUGAUAUUGUAGUCUUUCAAAAGUUUUCACAAUGUAAUUUUGUUAAGAAGUCUUUCUACAAGUUUGUUGUUAAUCAAAGCCAUCAACCUUGUAAUAAAUAUUAAGGGGGGCAGCCAUCUUUGAUUUAGUUGGGAUUUUCUCAGUGUUCUUUAUCCCAACUACCUUCUUGAAGAGUGAAAUUCAAAUUGAAAUUUCUGGCCACAAAAAGGAAAUUCUGAUUUCCCAGCUGUUAAGUUGCAUCAAAGCAUCAGCGUGGUUCAAACGUUAACUUCAGUUUUACAUGAAUUACUCCUCGAUAAACUGUGUUUUAGAUUAGUCUUUUUUCCCUAAAUAUUUACAGUCUGACUCUGUGAAGUGUGAAAUUGAGUCAUGUCAGUGGUCAUUUUAGUAACUAAGUCUGUUUUUUGUGGGGGAUUGCACCACUGUUGUUAGCUCUCCAUGAAAAAGGUACAUUUCUCUCAAAUCCACUCACUGUAUGUUCAUUGAAAUAACUCUAGCACUUCUUCAGCACUCAAAUAUGCUGCUGUAGAUUUCAGGAUUCUCCAGGCCAAAGAGAGAGCUCCAGUGUAAGAUCACCAUCCUCACUCUUUAAACCUGAAACCAACUACCUUCUGCCCAAGCCCAACAGAUAAACACCCACACACACACUUAGACCACUCACACACACAAAGGCUGGCUGCUGACCAAAGGCCGACAGUGGUAGGGUCUCUUCUGGACAAGCCACCAUUGGGGGGUCUCACAUGAGGGAUGGCUCUGGAUGGUGACAGUAUUCAGGGGCCAAGUCCUUCGCCUUUUUGUCCUUCACAGGGCACCAUCCCAACACAACUCAUUUCUUAACCUUUCUCCUGUAAAGACUACCCACUUUUUCCGUCUCCAGACCCCAACCCCCCAUCUUGAUUCUACAUAUUUCAAAGGGUAGAGCAGUGAUGCACUGCCAACCUUAUUUUGAGUCACUACAGCUACAACUAUUAAAACCACUACCCUUUAGAUAUGCUUUAGCAGGAGCUCUGUGCAGUCUUUUGUUUUAGUGGGUCAGCCAUGGAAAGAAAAGGGAUAAACCAAGUUAAAGAAGUUAAAGUUGAAUUGAUCUUCAACAGCCUGAAUUAAACUAAUAGAGUUUUUAAAAUUCAGAUCUAAUUUUGCUAAAGAGUUCUUUUUUCAAGACUAAUGAGAAAUUUGAAAUUGCCUUAAAGUUUAAGUACUUACAUUUCAUAAAUACACACUGUAAACAAGUGAUCAAGAAAACUCCAACUCAUCGUAUGUUUUACCAGGAGUACUCUAUGUAGAUUUUGUAUUGUUGCAAAGCAAGACCACAUUUCCCAUCAGCCCCCUUUUCCCUCCCAGCCAGAAGGAAGUUAUUUAGAAGCCCCUCCCCAAACAUUUCCUACCUGUUUGUUUUGAAGUGGAUAACAAGUCUUACAGCCUAACUAACUGACAGACUACAGAGAGACUUGGUGAGUUUUUAUACUUUACCUCUCCAAAUGAUCUUUGAUAGAAUUAAUUUGUAAACUAGAUAUGACUUUUGCUAAAUAUGCCAUAGAUUUUUACAUACAACAUUGUCCCUGCACCAUUUUGCCAUCUCCUUCAUGAUUGAUGAUUAGUGGAUCAAGCUUUUGAAAGAUUAGGAACUCUUUUUCAGAUUGUGUUGAAAUAAAAUCAGUGCUUUGAAGCUUCAAAUUUAGCAAACAAAGAGACAUCUGGCAAUACUACAGGAAGCCAUUUAAAUGACAGUUUGAAGCUCCAAUAUAACUCUUUAAUAUUUUGAUCUGAAGUUUGAGAAGCUGAUGAAAAGAAACACAAGAUUCCUGUGGAAAUUAGGUGUCGAUGUAUGCAAAGAUGCAGUAUAUGAGGAGUGCAAUCGUUUUUCUAAACCAUAUUUUUUAGUUUCAUUCAUUCCUGUUCCAAGUCAUGUGGUCCUAGAAGUUAACAGAUACCAACUUAACUCAUUUUCACCUUUCACCAUGUCUGUCUGGGGCACCCAUAGAGUCACUUUGCAUGUUUUGCAGCUCAAAAAACUAUUGAACCAGCAUCUGUAAAAUCUGUCAUUUAAGCCUAUGCGCAAAGCACUUUUGUUUGCCUGCUUCUCCGUUGAUACAAAACUUGAGAAAGCUUGUGGGUGUACUACCUGAAAUACUACCUGACAGUUAUGCACUUCUCAGAAAUUAUGGUGUUGUGGUGCAGUUUGCCUGACCAUGUCCUCCAGUUGUGUAGAGUAAUAUGACUGUAAAUGUGGCCAGGUUACAAUGAGAGCACCUUUCACUGGCUCAUACAGCAGGCUGUUUCACACAUCCUGAUACUCUGGUUUACUGCAUUAUUCAGAGUUUAAGCGGGUCAUUAAAGUUCCAAUAUGAACUUUUCCUCCAGACUUUGAAUGAGGAUUUGAAUGUUGGAUAUAAAGUGAUGAAGGGAUCUUGCAAGCCACUUUCUUAGCCCAACAGUAUCAAGAGAGUGCAUUGUGAAGGGAAAAGACAAGUGUUUCUGGCUGCCAGGUUUGUGUUUUUUUGACAGAGCUGUGAGAUGGGCUCAUCCUUGAGCAUUGUUUUGAUAGGAUGGCACUACCUGACCUUAAGUUGAGGCCAUGCUGCAAAAUGUGCCGAAAAGAAACCUGGAAAACAUGUCCGGGGAUUACGUUUUAGUGCAUUUGUAACAAUUUAUGAAACUUUGCUGCACUUUCAUGUCUGUAACAGUAUAUGCAGGUGUGAAAGAACACGUCUGCACAGUCGGUCCCCUUUGAAGUAUCAAACUUUUCAGAGACACUCGUGAAGGCUGCAGUGUGUUUGUUUUACGCUCACAACACAAAAUCAAUGUGGAGUGUUUCUUGAAAUUCCUUCAGCUCCUCCUAGUACAACACUUGUGAUGUUGUGAUUGUGCAUGUAGGUUUGUGCUUUAGUCACUUUACAGCUCUAAUUGUACAAAUACUCUUAAGGGAUGAGGAAAGGCUAAACAAAGAUACUCCAGCAUGUCUAUGCACUCAACAGUCUCCGCUCUGAGCUGGAGGGGACACUUUGACAGCUUCCUUACUCUACACCCUCCACAGGCGAGGAAACAGGUGGAGGAGGACACUCACUCACACACACACGUGCACACACACACACACACACACACACUUGGCACUCCAUCCACACACUCUUAUCUCCAGCAGGAGGGCUUAAGAUAGAAAGCACGCUGUACAGUAAUUACCACCUCCCCCCUCCCUCCUUCAUCUUCUGCGUCGUCUUCUCUCUCUCUCUCACCUUCCAAACUUUCCCAUCUUUCCUUUCUGUGACUCUCUCCCUGUGGGACAGCUUCAUCCUCCUCUCCCCUGUUUGAGCUCAUCCUGCCACCUUCCUCCCCCAACCUCCCGCUGGCCAGGACUAAGCCAUGUGUAGCCUCGCCGCUGGGAUGUUGUAGGCAGAGCGACAGAGGGCCCCCCGGGGCUUCACGGCGAGCCAGGCACAGUCGGCAUGCACUUGACGUGAUGCUGCCUCUCCUCGGGUGACAACACUGCAUCCCCAGCAGUCGCGCUCACCAUCCCUCCCCUCCGUAUCCCCGUUCUGACUCCCGUUCCCCCCACCCCGAAACAGAUGCUCGGGACGAGGGCGGCGCCAGUCAGGGGGGACGUGGGUUAAUUGGGGUAGUAGUGGGGGUUAAUUUCAAUUAAAACUUCAACUAAUGGAGGUCAGGGAAGCGUCUGCAAACACCUGAUUAAAACAAAUGGUCCUGCCAGUCAAAACUUUAUCUUGGUCAGCCUCCGGCAGAGUGUCCUACGCUCAGAAAGGAAGAACAAAAAAGGGGUGCAGGCAGAGAGAGAGAAUGACUAAUUGGGGGACACUUGUUAGCAGAACAUCUGCAGGCAGAUCAGUGAGUUAAGGUUGUGUGAUUGUGUGUGUUUGACUGCUGAAACAUGUUUAUUAUGGUUGCUGUGAUGGAGAUUUUCUUUUUGCAAUCAGACUUGUAGAUUUUAUUGUAGAUCUUGGCUAGUACCACUUUCAUUUCCUGUUUUCUUUUCUGAUCAAAUGAUUUUUUCAACCACACAAAAACUGUUAGAACUGUAUUGAACACCACACAUUUCUCUAGAUCACAGAACCAGGUUACAUGAGUGUAAGCUGUAAACUAAGAUUUCUCUUUAUAUGACCCCUAUAUCUGUAUCAGCUCUAUCUUUUCAUCCUGAUACAAUUCCUUUUAAAAAACAAAUUUAAAAAUAUGAGUGCAGCAGCCAAAGAACCAAACUUGUAUCCAAAAUAGUGGUCUACAGAGUGAUCAGCUAUGUUGUGUCACUCUGUGAUUCAUCAGGGUUCCUGUGGAUCCUUGAAAUUUCUUCAAAGGUCUUGUAUUGGAUUAAUGAAAUUGAAGACUCUCUAAUAUAUAUGCAAACUUUUGUUUUUUCUCAUACUAAUUUUUGUUGUACCAUAUUAUUUUGGCGUCAUUCAUGGAGCGUUUAAACUGGUAAUUUUUGUCCUAAUUUGAAAUAAGUAAAAUGAAUUUCACAACUCUCUAGCCAGUGGUCAGCAACAUGUGCUGGAAAUCAGCCAGACAGAGGGAAGAGAAAUACGUUUAAGUUUUAUAAGUAAAUUUCUUCUUAUCAAGAGAAAUAAGUUUAUCAAGCAGCGAUGAAUUUAAAACUCCUGUGAGGAACUCCAGGUUUGAGACAAUAUUGGCCCCCUGUGGACGGAUCAGACUUUGCUUCAAAUGUGUCCUUUAAAAAAAGACUUCUCAUCAUGGCAACUUUUGACAGUCAAAUAUAUCUUCAUUCAUUGAGUUAUAUGAGUGUGUGUGAAGGGUAAAGACAGUUUACCAGUUUAGUUUGUUUUAAGUUGCUCAGUUGACACCUACUCCCUUACAUCAGUUUUAGACAUUAAAUAUUACAAUAUAAACAUCAUCAAUUUUGUCAAUCAUGGUAUUGUUUGUUUUUGUAUGUCAUAUAAAACCAUUCAUAUGAGUUUUGGUCUUUUGAUGAAUAUAAAAAUCCUUAGAGGAGCUUUAAGUUUAGGGGGAUUCUACAACUGGAUUUCAUGUGCCAAUGCCUGGUUAUUCCUGACGACACUAAUAGCUUGGAUCAUACAGAAUGUACUAAAUAUCUGCUUUGGAUAAUUACAAAGGUUUGUAACGAAAAUCCAAACUGGAAAUCUGCCAGUGGAAUUAUUUAAUCAAACAGCCACGAACAAAUAGAUAUCACUUAACAUGAAAAGCUUACAUCAAAUUUGAUUGGUCAAACAUAAGCAACAAUCUUCAUAGAAUCUCAAACUUGGGUGACACCAUUUUUUAAACUUUUUUUUAUUGAAGAUAAAAAUGUGAUACCUUUUUGUACUGAUCAUAACUGUAGUGUUUUCCUGCCUGUAAGUGAAUGAAGGCAGUUGGCGGGUGGCGGUGUUAUCCACACUGUACCCAGGCCUGCUGUGCCACCCUGCUGCCAAGCUGCUCUGCCAGGCGUGCCGCAGCAGCUUUCGACAUCUGGCGCUGAGCCUCAGGGAGAAGGCAGGGGACGGGGCGCCCCGCCGUGGCUAAAUAUGGCGCAGGGUUACGCCACACGUCCCUAAUCACUUAGCCGCUGUCUGGCAGCUCACACCAGUACUAGUUCCCCAGAUCAGUCAUAUAUCACCGCUGCUAGACAUCUGUACAGCCGGUAGGCAUUUCUUUUUACUGCCCCCCACCUCCUCUUCUUCCUCUCUGCCAUCCGAUGACAGGUGGAGUGUUCGUCAAUUUCUCAUCCCAUUUGUUUUACAGUUGGAACCAUCGCUGUGUCUGUGUUGUGCAACUCUGACAUGGGAGAUAAAGUUGUAUCAUUUGCCAGGUGUUUGCUUCACACGUGUUUGGGAGUGAAGACUGUCUUCUCAACAUGGGCUCCUUAUAAGCCAAAGUGAGCAGAGACGCUUUAAGACAACUGACUUCAAACUGACUGUAAAGUUGUUAAAACCUGUAAGUCAGCACACUAGUCUUUUUAAAAGCAGUAACCAAUUAAAAAAAUGGCAAAGUUUGAUUCGUGAUGCAUCAGCUGCUGAAGCCAAGUAUUGUUGCAACAACAACCAACAGCUGCUAAGUCCCUGCUGAAGCUGAUUCAUAAUUGGGUGGAUGAGUUGGGUUGGAUGUCUAAUAUCACAUGAUUGAAAGUUCAUCUUAAGAAAUUUUUCUUCCCUGCCAAAAAAAACCCACUUACAGUAGAAUUCCACCAGAUCCACGUUUGGUUCGUCUCUCCUCCACUCUGAUUCAGUUCAGCUCUAUUGUCCCUCAUCCAGCAAUCUGGACUAGGACUGAACAACAUUUCCAGAGAGCUGGAGACAUGAGACCAAGAAUUCCCCCCUUUGAAAACAGAAUCACUGGUUUGUUGCAUCAAUAAUGAGCUCUGCAAAGCUGCUGAUCUUGAUAAGCUAACUGUCCAGAGACACCAGGGAUCAUGUUCGGGGAUCAUGGCAGGCAUCAUUUGUGUGUGUCAUGAACUUGUUUGGCACGGACUUCCAGAAUUCGAACCUUAUUUAUGUUUAUGUACUAAAAUACAGGUCAGCAAAGGUACGCUGUACUUUCACAUUGGAGGACAGUAACUAAAAUGAACUUAUCCUUCUUUAACCUUGUUUUGUCCUCCAGAUUCCCCUUUCUCUAGUUUCUCUCUCUUCACUCAUCCUCAAAGAUCUCUGCUCUCUUGGUUUCAAGCAUUGUCCUCUUCCUUCUCUGUCUCCUUUAUCAGUUUACUUCAAAUGUCCUUUCAGUGGUCUGUUAAAGUCAUUUGCUCUUUUUUAUCUGUAGUUAUAUGUCUAUCAUAUCCUUGGUUUUAAUAUUUUUAUUGAAGACGUACUCAAUGAAUCACUCCAAGCUUUGAAUCUACUCAUUGUGACUUUCUGCUCAGAGGCUUCAUGUCAUGGUCAAGCAGAUCAAAAAAUGUCCCUCAAAUGUUCCUGGUUAAGCUGCUGCCAUCUUGACCUCUAUAUGUCUUUGUCCCGAUGAUACUAUCUGGGACUUUUGAUACUUUUUCUUUUUAGCUCCCUGGCUUUGUUCACAUUUUAACCCCUGACCUUUGCUUCCUCUACCAUCUUCUCCACAUGUGUUCUCUGGUACACAUGAACAUUUGCCAAAGAUGUUAGAAGCCCUAUAUGGUUACUGAGUGAUAGUUUGGAUGUCUUAUUUUAGAUGCAUUCCAAACAUGAGAACAAAUUUACCACUACACACAAUAUCUUUAUUCUUAAAGAUAAAAAUCACUAUAUAGACAUCAUGGUAAUUUUCCAAUCAUAGUCUUGCAGGAGCCGAGUGAAGAGGACAGAGUAGUGUGUGAAAUCAUGGAAAACCCAUAAGGAGUGUCUAAAAGAGCCAGGCACGGGGUAUUCGCGGGGUCUUAAAAAGUCUCAAAACAUCUAAAAUCCAAUAAUUUGAAUUUAAGGCCUUAAAAUGUCUAACAUUCUCUUAAAAUUACGGCCCGACGUCGGCGACUUCAUGACAGUCUGGCGCAGCGACUUCAUGACAGUCUUCAUCCACUAACUACCUCACAGCAGAGUAACGGAUCUGCAGCAGGCGGACUGGGGUAUGCACGGAGGAGAGCGGUCUGCUUCAAUGGUAAAUAAACUAGUUUGGCGCAGGCGGAGUGCAGCUGGCUUAUGCCGCGCCUGCGCCACACUGCUGGGGAGGCACAAAAAUAGAACUCUUAGUCUGUGUCUGCUGUAGUAUGUAGCUAAUCAUCAACCAACAAACUGAAAUGACCACAGAAGGUCAGAAAAAUCAGGUUUUUCCUCUUGAUUAGAUGGUAGUACAAUUUAAAGGGAUAAGCUAAAAAGGGUUUGACAUUGUUGGGUUAGAAAUCUGGAGUUCCCCUGGUUAUGACCUUGUAGUCGUUUCGUGCUUUUAUGAAACUUCAGUUUUAGAGAGAGCUGCAGAAAAACAGAAGUAUGACAGGAGGGGGAAAAUGGGACCAAACAGGAGGGAAGAGGUACAGAUGACAUUUAAAAAAGGUGAAAACUGGAGUGAAAAUAAAAAAGAGGGACAUUUGAGCAUAACAAGUGGUAGUAGAAAGUGAGAGUUGGGAAAAAAAUCUGCUCUUCCCUGUGUUUCUGUUGUUGCAGAGCUGUCAUUGUGAGUAGUUUUAACUGAUGGGAUCCCAGACCUGAGGCCCACCAAUCAUUAUCUCUUGUCACAACUGGAAAACAUUUGUAACAUACCAGGGCACAGAGAUGGAGAGACAAGGCAGUGCUCUCAUGUCAGCAUGAUAUACUGGACUGUUCUGGUCCGAGGAAAAACUGUGACCCUGCAAACACAUUUAAGGAGCCAUUUAUCAUCUUUCAUCCCAGAUGCUUUUGGACAAGUAAUGAAAUGCCUCUUGUUUUCAUGUUAAGACAGUAAAAAUACAGCUCUGUCAUUUGCCUGAUACGCUUCAACAGAAGCAAACAGUGCAUUAGUGUUGGGCUGGAAGUAGUCCUUAGUUCUGUUUUGAUCUGGUUACCAUUUAAUUGGUGAAUAGAAACAAAUCAUCUCUUAGUGACCGGGUGGAAAUGCAAAUCAGAAUAUCAACUAGGUGAGUAUGACCCUGACCUGAAGUCUUGUCUCACCCAAACGGGGUUGCUUGUCCUGCAAAGUGAUUUAUUUAUACAUCGAAACAAAACUCUCUCACAUGAAUGGAUUCGAGGGAGAAGUUAUCCCGACACCGAACAUUUCAGUCAAGCCAAGACUUUCAUCUGCUUGUUUGUAAUAAUUAUCAUCAGACUGAGCCCUUCUGUUAACAGUAAUGUUAGACAGGAUGACUCCUGAGGAAGCAUCGAUGUUGACACUUCUGUCGUCAUUUCACUCUCCUACAGUUUCCACUGGAGUAGGUGUCAACAUUAACCCUUUCAGACUGUCACUUUAGGGCCGUCCCUUGGUUGACCAACCAAAUAAAACAACCAACUGUGUUAACAAAUUGCUAACGGGAUGUAUGUCUUAUAAUAGAAACUCUGUUCUCUUUGCACCUUUGCGCCUUCUGUUCGUAUGAAAGGACAGUUUUGUCUAUUUUAUGUCCUUUCUUAGUCCAUCAAGAUUUUGGCAUACAAACUCUUAAGCAUGCUGAGAAUGUUAACAUUUGUUUCAGUCCAAUGAGAGAGUACACAUGAGAGAGAGAAUUGAUCUCCAGCUGUGUUAUCAGGUAUCCAACUGUGAAAGGUUGGAUUUAGUGCAAUUUCAAACUGAUAUUUCAGUAAAAAUCUGAUCCAAAUAUAAUCAAAUCCAAAUUUGAGUUGCAUGUACAGCAUGUUGUGUGUCUAUUGCCUGUAAAAUCCCUCUUGUGAUGAUCUUUUGGUGUCAGUCAUCCCCUCUAUCAAUAUUUGUGUCAUCCAAAACAUUUUAAUCUUUGCCUCACUCUCCGGUCCACAAUCUGUUCUCCCAUCCACCCCUUCCCCACCCCCGCUGCUCCCCUCUCUGCAACCCCCCCAACCUCCCUCCACGCCCCAGCACAGAUCGGGCUCCCAUUCUCCACCAAUUCCCACCCAUGAUAGUGUUGCUAAUCCUGACUGGGAUCGCUCCGGUACACCUGCCAUCGCUCCACAUCUCCACCCUGACAGAAUGGAGACGAUGAGCCUGAAAUCUGCUCUCUGUGGUGGAGGAUUUAGCUGUUUUAGUGUGUGUGUGUGGUAGGCGGGGGUGGAUGGGAGCAUGUGUUAACAAGCCUAUCUGCCCAUCCAAGUGUUAAUCUGUGAGAUGCCAGCUGAUACAGUAGGACAGGGUGGGCCUGGCUCCCUUCAUGCCUACCUGCUCACCAGCCUGUCCUCCCUGCAGAGACGCGCUGCUUUGCCCUUCGAUCUCUCUGCGCCCGGGCACAGGUGGCACUCAGUGUGUGUCGACACCCCAACCUCCUUGUGUUUGUCAGAGCUCAGACUGUGUGUGGCUUUGUGCACCUGAGUGCGUGUGUGUGUGUUAGCCUCAACUUGGUGACAGGGAGGAUAAUCUCCCAUCCCCCUCUGCAGGUGGUUUGUUUGUGUUCUGGGGUUGGACGGUUGUCUGGGUUUGAUGAGAGACCAGGCAGGUAUAUGUUCCCUUAUGACAAACAAGCAACUAUUAGGCUACAGCUACACAAAUGUGAGUGUUAUGAUAGGUGUUGCAUACGAACAAACAGAAAGUUGUGUGACUGCUGUUGCUACGAAACUCCACCAUUAUCAAGCAGCUGAUACUUUGCUUUAAAGCUUCUGUGAGGAGUUUUUAACAGGUUAUGAAACGAGCUUAAGCAAAUACUGACACCUCUUAAUGAGCAGAAAAGCAAACAAAACCAUUCACAGCAAGAUUGAUCAGUUUUAAAUAGCUAUAUUUUGUACCUGAACCUGCUGUAAGACGCAGGUUCUAGCAGAUACAGUGACUUACAGCAUGCUGCCAAAAGAGCUGUUUCUGAAAUUUGUAUGCAAAAUUAACUGUAAGUGACAAGAUUAAUGCUGCUAACAAAAACCACGAUUGACACGAGUAUAUUGCAUGCUGCUGCUUCUUAAAUAUACCUUAUUUCUAGUUAUUCUGAUUCUGUUAACAAGAAUCAGCUCUGUUUGGUGAUAUGGAUAGUUUGACCUAUGUAUUAUUUGUCAGAAUGAGGCUAGCUGGAGGAGGGAUUGCUGAUCAUCAUUGACCCCAUUUGUCUAACUUUUACUAUAGUUCAGUCCUUGUCUGUCACUGUAGUUUUCUUAUUCAAUCAGCAGAGCCCUCUGUUCAGUAUGGAUCCAUCCAUUGCUAAAAUAACAUACUUAAGUCGUGGUACAUGUUAACAUAUGGGGGUGAGUCCAGACCUCUUUGACUGAGGUGGGCCAACCUCCGCAGUGACACUGCUGAGAUGGCAUGGAGUAUGUGAGCCUACAUGCCAGUAAGUAAAUAAUUAUUGCAUCACUAGCAAUAUUACACUAGCAAUAUAAUUAAUUUUAACAAGGGUCUUGUCUCCGAUGAAGCAAGUGUUUUGAAUUUUUUCAACACAAUGUUUAUUUUUGGGGGUCAUGCCCCCUGACAAGGGUCCCAUGUCACAAGCAACUAAAACUAAUUAAAACCUAAACUGAGCAUUUUUUAUUUAACUAAAAUAAAGCCUUAGAAACUAAUUAAAGUUAAACUGAAACUGAGAACAAAAUGCCGAGAUGAAACAAAAAUAUAAACUAGUGGAAUUUCAAAACCAUUAUAACCUGAAGUGAGUUAUGUAUUUGGCUAAUAAAGUAGUUUUGUAGAUGUAACAUUACUGAAAUCAGGCUGUCAAAGGUUAGUUUUUGAGAGUUUAUAGGAAACUAUGGAAGAAUGUUGAAGCUAACACAACUCUAAGUACAAAUAUAUUCAGCGCCAUUCUUGAUACAACAACUGUCAGGUUUUUCGGGACUCAGAUCUACUAGUAUCACUUUCACAAGCUCAGUCCUUAUGCGGGCGCAGGUGUGUAUGUGUGUAUGUGUGUGUGCAGCUCAGCAUCCUGUGGCUUCUCUCCAUACCCACAGUGCUUUGCUCAGUGCAGCCUGUCCUGGCCAUCUGCCACUGUGGGCCCCAGGCAGGAGGGCGGCAGGUGGGGCGUCAGAGCCCCCCGUGGACUGCUGGUGGUGGGGUGGUAGGUAGAAAACAGCAGGACAGAGAAGCUUACAGCUCGCCAAUGAGGACUACACUGACAGACUGUGUUCUCCACUGACUGAUCAAGUUACGCAGGACAAACUUUGCACGUAAUAUUUAUCUUCCAAAUGUAACAUAUUCUAGCAAAUUUAGCAGAAACCACCAAGUUCAGUAACAUUUUAUUACAACCUGAUGGUAGUUAAGUUAGUUCUCAGAAAUGACACUCUCUUAGAAAGUUGUAACACAUUUUUGAUCAGUUUAUGUAGGAUUAGUAUCACAAUUAAACAUAUUUUUGCUGAUCUGAGUAGUAUAUUCUGAUUUAAAAAAAAAAAAAAAAAACUUAUACUGCUGUUUUGUCCAUAAAAUAUAUCACUUGAUGGGAUUCACUUAGCCUGUGGCAGCUUUUGCAUGCAUUAAUAAUAAUAUCAUGGAAAUGUCUAAUCCUGUCACCGGUGGUUGGGUUUGCUUUAUCAGGUCAUGCAGAAGCACCAGGAUUCAUUUGAGUCUAUUUGAACUUGCAGCUUUAAAUGCACAACAGCUUUAAAACUUAGUUUGCAAGUAGUAACAGGCGGUUUAACAUUACUUACCUUGUACAAUCUGUCAUAUGAAUGAUCAGUGAUGCACAUGCCAAGUUUGAAGGGGAUACCUUUGACCCGCAUCUUUACAAAGAGAAAGCUUAAGAUGUAUAGAUUCUUAGUUUGAAGGCUAAAUGGAAAAAUGACCAAAAAACAAGUAAGAAAUUCAUAAAGAGGAGCAUCACAGAGAAGAAGAUUAUUCAUUCAGAUCAUUUUCUGUUACCUGGAAGAUUUUACUGCAUGUCUCUGCUCCCAGGGGCCAUGCAUGUCCCUUUACCGCUGUAAGAUAAGUGUCAACCAAACUGUACUUAAUAUUGAUGGCUUGCCCUAAAGACAUUAGUCUAGCCGUGUUCACUUCAGGAGCGACCCAUAUUAAUACUGCAGGCUCCAGUUAAUUUUCCAUCCGGUACAGUAGAGCGGCUGAACCGUGACCCGCCUUCGCACGACCAGCUCUGUAAAUGUCAUCCAUAUGGCCUGCUCAUUCAUUUCCCACAAAACAAAUUCCCACAAAAGACUGACUGUAAGUGUAUUUAAAAGGCAAAAGCAACCAGAAAGAACCCUCUUAUCCAGCUCUCAUUUUUUCCCACGAGCUAGAGGUGCUCUUUUAAUUUCCCUCUCUGAAAGGUCAGUCCCAAUGUUCUCCAUCUCCACCUUAAUUGAUUCUUUAAAUGCAGCUCGUCGUGUGCAGGGGGAGUCUGGGAGGAAAACUAGAGAGGUGUUUGCCUACCUUUAGUCACGGUUAAAGGCCCUAAAAUGGUUACCCAUCUCUUCCUAAUUGUAUUGGCUCUCAGUGAAUGUAUGUUCCUGAAGCUUGAAGCCUGGAUAUGUUCUCCUCUGGCAUAUAAAAACCUGGACACAACAAGUUGCAAAUAGAAAGAAAAUUGCCUUUUUACUCAGAGAGGCCAGGUGAGCUUGUUUUCUGAUAACUACAUUGAAAUUGGGCUGAGCUCUGGUAAUACUAAAUGUCAACAUUUAUUAGAAUAAGUCCCUGAUAUUUUCCAUUUGGAGUUAUUGUAAUUUGCCAAACAACCGAAACACUCUGAUUCUGCAGGCAUAUACAGCAGCUACACCUGGAGGAUUUUGUUUGAGUGAAUAAAACCUUUUUUAUAUAGUGACUUUAAUAGACGUAAGAUUUACUGGCAAGUUUAGGUGGACUGUUUUUUUGGCACAGGAGCAAGGAUGCCAAACUGAACAUUUCCAGUAAAGGUGACGCUAAUCAAGCUGAGUGGGUUUUCUUCAAGAUUAUCCCUGUGCUCAUUCAGCUUGUUCUCAGAGCUGGCAACAUAAAAACACUUUACAAAGAUACUAUAUAAGGCAAAUGUGGCAGCUUUUAACACAGUUGCUGUUAGGAGAAGCAGGAGUAUGUGUUAGUAAAGCAGAGGGACAGAGUGAGCAGAAGGUAAAAACAUUAAUCUAGUUAGUUUAAAAAGUGAGUAAGUUUUGGAAGAAAAAUGAAUCAUGUGCGGGACCAGAUUCUGGUAUCAUAAGUGCUCUGGAGUACUGUGUUAAGUCUAAGUCAUAUUGACUGUACACAGGAAAACUAUAGUUACUACUGCAUCCUUUCCCUGGUAUCCACAUAUGUGACAGAGAUGAAGACACCUGAAAUGUUCAAGAAUUACGCUCGCUUGCAAAGCAGACUCAGUGUGACGUGAAGCAAACCAGAAACUGAGUGAAUCUGGACCUAAUCCACAUCAUCCAGAGGUCCCCGGUCUAUUUGUCAAGUUGUACCAGUUGACCAGUUCUGUCUAUUCCUGAUCCGCUGCAAAUUAAGUUUAUCUAGAGCGAGUUUUUGAAAUGUUCAGCAGCAGCCUCCUCCACCUGUUCCUGCGUUCCCAAAUGUUUAUGAAUGAUAAUGGCCAUUAAUUUGGGUUUUACUGCAUCGCUGUGUGUGAGAGGAGCAUCUGGAGCAUUUAGACCCACCAAUAAAAUGCAUGUGUAGACAAUGAGGCUCUCAAAUUUGACCAUAAAGCUUCAUCUUCUUGAGCUUGCUCGGCCAUGCAGUGCAGCUGCACACACAGGUCAUGAAACAACCAUCUUCUGUUGAGGGCUACAGGCCUUUUCCUCUAUUCUCUUUGAAUUAAUUAUGUUUGAUAGUCUUAUGAGGAUAUUGUUGUAGUGUUUUUGUCCUUUAUUCAAGAGAAGAAAUAGUAAUAUGUUUGUCUAGUCAGAAUUCCCAGAUAUGCAAAAUUGCCUUUUGUUGAAACAUAAAUCCCCUGUGCCCUGUCAGUUAUUGGUAGUUAAGUUGACAUUAAGAACAAGUUUCUUCGUUAAAAGGGUUGGCAGAUGAGACCCAUGGUCAAGUAUGUGGUGGAUGCUUGAGUAAACUGUUUUAUUCUGAAAAAAUAAACAUAUUUCUUUCUAUACUUUGACUGUUAGCUUCAUCUCUGCUGGGGGCAGAUGAUGUGAUAUUUCAGUCAGGGACACCCAGCAGACAUCGGUUCAGUUUCAGCCCAAUGUGGGCAAGGAUGGCAGUCAGAACCUCUGAGUCUGAGGCCAUAGUUCCCUGAUGAAAAUGUUGGAUUCCUUCCCCCAAAUGAGGAGUUAGUGAAAGAAUUCAAGUAUGGUGCUGCGUUGGGCAUAGUACUGGAUCAUUGUGGUGAAAAUGAAACUGAGUGUAACGGUAAACUUUAGAUUUUCUAGUCAAUCAAGGUCCCAACUUUUACCUUUGGUCAUGUGCUGUGGGUAAUGACCGAAAGAGCAAGAUCUGCUAAGUACGCCACCAAAAUAGGUGUUUGAGCUCCAAUAGGGUCAGGAGCUUGCACCCCUGACGAGAACUCAAAGAGUUGAAACACCACUCAUUCCCAUCAGAAAGAGCCAGCUGAGGUGGUUCAGGCAUCUGAUCAGGAUACCCUCUUGACCUCUCUCCUAUAGAGGUGUUACCUUCUCACCUUAGAAUCCCCCAAAGAGGAGCCCAAAGAAGUUGUUUGAGAGAGGGACUUGUGGGGCAAUUAGCUUCACCUGCUGUCAACAGGAGCCAAUGCCAAGAAAAAAAAUUGGAUGGUCAUUUUAGUUUCACAUUUAUCCAGUAGGUCAAUUCAAAAUCUGUGGCGAGUGAUCUAAAAUUGUGUAGAAUAACAUAACAACAUGUAAGCUUCCCACCUUGGGCAUAACAUCAGAAAAAAUUGGCUGCAGUGUCCACACGGUCAAUACAAAUUAAAAUAACUUGGCUAAAAGUCCCAACAUCACAUCCGCCUUGUCAACAGUCUGUCACUCUUUGCUCUGGAAAACUUAAAGAGUCAGCAUGCUGUUGAGAAAUUGGUGUGAUUCACCACAGUAGUAGAUCUUGGGUUUCCUCAUCCAUUGUCUACUCAUAGGUUUCCACUGGCUAGUCAGUGAGUGAGGCACCGAUUGACCAUGUCCCGCCAUGAGUGAUGAUUGGUGCCAGCCUGCAGAUUAAUGACGUUCAUCAGCUCCUCUCCACACAGCCACUCUGCAAACCUUUCCUUUACCACGUCCUCCAUCUCCGCUUAUCAGAUCAACAUUUGUAAUAGUGUUGUUCAAACUGUUGUCGUCUCUUCCAGCAGCAACCCUGGGUCAACUUUCCUCACAGGCACAAACACUCACACACCCUGACUGUAAUUACGGCUCUUUUAACACUGCAGGGGUCCCUUUAACUGUAAAGAAUGGUUUGGGCAGUUUUUUUUGUUCUUAUUCAAACCAUUGAAAGGAUUGUUAGUCUUGGAAAUAUUCAGGCUUUUUAUGUUUAGAAAGCUAGAACAGAUAAUUACCAUACAGCUCUAAUCAAACAAGUAAGCUAUUCCUGAUUGUACGAUGAUGUCCCUUGUCUCCAUGUGUAACAUGAAAAAGUCAGCCUUAGCAGUCAGAGAUAAAGUCGUUUACCAAAACCAAUCAAUGGUUUCAACAGUAGCUGUCAAUUUAUCGUUAAAAGAUAAAAACCAACCCCUUUUUCUUUUUGGUCCUCUUGUGUUAAUUUAAAACCAAAAUGGUGAACUUAGAAAGUGGCAUGGUUGAGGGGGGGAGUGGACUCCUGUUGUUACAUCAUCACAGGAGCAAAAUCAAAUGGCCUCAUUGAAGUUAUGUUUUCCUUGCAGGUUGGCCACAGAAACAAUGCAAACAACUUACACAUUCUCAGAGUUUCUAAGCUGAAGGAAUAGAUGUUAUUCUAAAUACAGUUGAUAAAUAAAUGCUUAGUAGUGGUGGAAAAUAAUGAAAAUAUAACAUAGAUUCAACCUAUAAAUUGUACUGAGGAUGACACGCCACGCCAUUCCAUGAAUUUUAUCAAACCUUUCACAAUGUGAUCUAUACACUUGAACCUCGGAAAACCAAGCCUUUAUAGAAACCAUUAAAUCUCAGAAAAAGGAUUCAAUUAUACAUUAAAUAUUACACUAGCAUCCUAUUUUUCCAAGUAAAACAUGAACAGGUUGAACUCUGAAAUCUUCAACACCACCCCAACAUCCAGUUGAGAUACUGUGACUGUUAUCUCCACACAGUAAUUCAGAAAACCCCCAAUCUGACUUCACGGGGGGAGCAUUUCCAACAAAUAUGAUCUAUGGCAUACAAAUGAGCCCUGUAAUUUAUUCAUAAAUCAUCAUGGCUGCCUUUGCUGGCAGGGCCUUUUUUAAUUGUCUUUGAUUAACAGUGGCGUGUGCUGGAGAUAGCCGCUCGGCUGCAUUCAGGUCCCCUUUUGUUCUCCGGUGGUAUCGCAGGCUUUCCAGGGAAAUCAUGUGUCAGAGUGGAAGGAAAUCAGGGGCUCAGCCUGGUAUCCAUGCACUUGUGAAUGUGUAUGUGUGUGUGUGUUCAUUGAUUCACACAAUAAUGCACAUGCUCAUAUUUGGCACCCUUCAACAUGAGAGCAUGUGCAGUCUAUAGAAGCCCUGCAUGUUGAUGGACAUUCACACACAACCUGUUCAUUUGCAUGUAUGAACACAGCAGUGGAGUGCAGAUGUAAUCUAAAGCAUACAUGCAUAUGGUGAAUGUUGCACAUGUUCAGGUGAACACAUCUGACAGCAUUUCCUCUAAAGGGAAUAAAUUAUUAGAGCCUUAUAUAAAUAUCCAACAAAAACAAAUUUAAAAGAAUCGAGGCGACAUUGGUCCACUUUCAGGUGUUUUGGAUCAGACAAACCAAACUGGACAACAUCACAGAGUUGUAAUGACUGCUUGUUUAUAGCAGUAUUGUCCUAGUCAAACACUGACAAAGAACAAAAAAUACAUCUCCAUUCGCUCUCUUAUUCACCCUUAAUAAUGGAACAACAUUUAUUCAUGCAGUCUCAGGGUUUCUGUGUUUGCAGAACCAUUCAUGCAAGUGUUUCUUAAGAGGAUACCCAGCAUGAGAAGCAGGUGAUGCAGGGAGCUGUCCAGCAUGUUGUUCUUUACAUGAGAUGAGUGAAUCAGUGCUAAGAGGAAGGUGAGCCCUGAUGAGCACAAGAGAUUACGAAGGAAUUGCCCAGGGUAUACAGAGGCUGAGUGAGCUAUUGACAUAUAGAUAUUGACUAGUACAUUGCAUCGCAUUUUAUGCCACUCUCUGCCUUUGGUCCAUAUCUGUUAGAAGACGUACAAGAAAUACACCAGACUCUUAAUGAACAGAAAUUUGAUCAGUAGUUUAUACUUUUUGGUCUUGGAGGACUUCAUCAAAACAAUUCAAGGCCAAAGUCUUCUUGACAUCUAUCCAACAUAGGGGCAAGAUGAGUUCAAGAAUGCACAAAAUAAAAGUCCAAGUUUGUGUUUGUGUUUGUGGUUUGUAAAAUUCAUAUAACAUAAAUUCAUAACACUUGAUGACUACAAUUACUUCUCCAUCAAAACUAACCUUACAUGUUCUUCUGAACAGGACAGAAAAAAUUGAGUCCCCCUCAGUACACCAGAUUCGUGCAUAACAAAGAGCUCCAUAAAUCUACAUUUGUUUCCUCAAGUACACCCAUGUCUCUGAGGCAGUUUCUUUUUGUCGUAUUCAACAUGCAGUAUACAUUGUCUUAGGCACUCCAUCACAUCACAGCCAAUAAAGAAGUGUGCUGAAAUUGAGUAUUGAGAUACAAUGGCCAAUAUUGAUCAAGUGUUUGCAGUGUGGUGAUUUUCUUUAUGAAUAGGAAUGUCGUCCUGAUUGCAGCUUCUGUCUUACAGCUCUGAAAAAGUGUAUUUUCUAUCGCUCCCCAAAGGGAGUCAAAGCAGAUAUUACAGUGAUUUUAUAAAACACUUUUACGUUUACUAUGUGAGUUACAAAGGCACGUCUUUAGUCUGUCCUUUUCUUUAUUUAACGGCUUCACCCUCUGUGUGAGAAAGUAUACUCAGACAGGGUAGUCAAAUUUUAUGUAUUCAUAUUACUUAAAAACAAUAUUAUAGGCUCACUGCCAGGUUUUACUACUUCCUAAGGAUCCUCAUUAGGUUUAAUAGGAGCACAUUAAGACAGCAGAUAAAAUGACAGUGUCACUGACUCCCUUUGAGUAGUAUCUAUGUCAUAUAUUAAACCUGUAAAGCUGUAUUUCAUCACAACCAAAAUGUGUCAGUUGAUUGGUCAUAGACCCCCUGAAUCACUCUGGAUUACUGAGGCUGCUUAUAUUUCUGUUUUCUGGUAGCUGAUGGUUGUUUGACCUUAAGCCUACAGCAGUGAAUAAACUGCUUAAACAUCGAAGAAAGGCAUGAUUCUUGUGUAGCUACUAGAAACAUGAAAAUAAUUGCUUUUGGAGUCUCAUCGCAUGGCCAGGAAGCACCGUGCCCCAAGACCAAUUUUGUCAGUUUUCACCAUUGUUAUGCCAAUCUUGGGCUAGGGUUAGGGUUAGGGUUAACCAUGGUUACAUGGGCAAAAUUUCUUGGUCCGAUUAAAAAAUUUGAGGGAUCGGAUAAUCUGAAUCCACUGUUAUAUGGGUGCAAAAUCAAAUAUUCCGAUCAUGACGUGCGUAUACAUGCACCAAGCUUUAUUCAGAUUAGAAGCAUUUGGACAUGCGCAGAGUUGUCUAAUUUCGCUAAAACAACCGCCAAAGAAGAGCUGUAUUUACGCCUGUGCUGUCAACAAACCUGCAAAUGCAGUAGUGGCUCACUCCAUCAAAUUCAUGAUUUUUGACGUGAUUAAAUGUUGUCACUAGAUGGCGCCCUACUUAUUUUACUGUUUUCUCAAAGGUUGCAAUGUGCAUACAUAUGUGACAUCAUUGCACUAUAUGUAUGCCUUAUUCUGUUAUCGGGGGAGCAAACACGGCACCUGCAGUUGUGUGUUAUGCCAGAGUUAAUAAUAAACCCUCCUGUACUGGCCUCAAUUAAUAAGCCAAAGUCUGAAGAGUGAAGACCGAGUCAGGUUGGAGGGUUACGAUCAGAAUAAGGGUUUACAUGGACGCGCUUCAGAAUAACGAUCGGCAUAAACCAUCCCUCUUAAUCGGAAUACAAUUUCUUUCCUAUUGAGUCGAAUUGGAUCAGAAUCUUUCGAUCGACAUGUUUACAUGACACAUUUUUAUUCUGAUCGGGCAUUUAUUCUGAUUAUUUGUGCCCAUGUUAAUGCAGCUAGUGUGUGAUGUACAGCUCUAAAACCAAAAUAGCAUUUGUGGAAACUCUCAUUUCAGCACUAUUAAGCUGCUGCCCAAAACGCUUUGUUUCGCUGCUUUUCCAGUCAUACGUACAUAAGUGCGACACAAUUGUGGGUGUUACGUUUUACACAGUUUUUAGUCAGGAAAUCACCUGAAAGCUAUGCCUUCACAGAAAACGUCUUUCAACUUUUCAAGACAUACUGAAUCAAUCAAGUGCAGAUCGCAGGAAAAGCCAAGUGCAGGAAUUGACUUUCCAGGCAAGGAAACGUUUUAUUGAGCUUGGAAGAAAUGUAUUUCUUGGAAAAAAUACAUCAGAGCUACCUGGAGGACUUGUCCUUCAACAUUGUCCUGAUAGGAUGGCAGAGGCUGACAUCAGGUUCAGGAUAAGUCUGGCAAAGUUGUUGAAUGAGCCAUUCAAGAAACCAGUGAAAUGCUGUGUACUGCUGCUGAAUGAAGCAACCCAACAAAGUCUUUCCAAAUUAUCUUAUUUUCUUACAAAAAUAUAGAGCCCAGGCUCAAAAUCUAAAAAUUUUGCGCUGAAUUCGUGUGAAGACUGUACCUUACAUCUAUCUGUACACACAAAAAAAAAACGGCCUCUUUGAUUAGGAUUAGGCACUUUCAGCUCAUUCAAAGGAGGCAUGAAUGUUUUUCAAACAUUUUGUGUCAAUAUCUAAGCUGAGCAAUAAAACCUUUAACACUCUUUCAUGUAUGCAGUUCAUCUAUCCCUGACAUAACCACUUGAACCUUUUAGAAAAGGCCAUUCACCAUUUUUUCCCCUUUUUAGUCUGCCAUGAAAGGACAAAGAAGACACUUUCAAGAAAAGUCGCCACCACCUGAAUAUGUCUGCAACUCUCACCUGUACAAGGUUAUGUUGCUGAGGGGGGUUGGGGGUUAUUCAGAGCAGCUUGGCUCUGGCUACAAAUGAGGAAGGAGCAUUAGUAAAGGUGUGAAAGGUUGCUAUCUUACAGUGAGCAUGAUUGAUGUGGGCACAGCAGUGUGCUGCAGCGCUCAUGCCGAGCACUCGCCGACUGUCGCCACAGCGACAGGCAAGAAGAGGAAGUGAGUUGACCCGGGGGUCAUCGUGACAAAAUGCUUAACAACAGUGGCAAAGCACUCUGAGUAUGGGUCAGGGUCGUAUGCGUGAACAUAGCAGAGACUUGCUGUUGCUGUGUAUAGUUUGGAUUCAGGGGCUGAAUGCAUAAAAGUCAGAGCUUCGUGUCUGAGAAUCUUUGCAGAGUUUGAAAGCGUGCGUCUUUCAUUUCGUAUUCUUGGGAGGACUGUUGUCAUUGUUAUUCUUUGUUGUUUGGCAGAUUCAGUAUCUCAUUGUCUAAAUCUUAUCUGAGAUGGUUUAUCCCAAGAAUGGCACUGUUAUCACUCUUUAUCUUGAAGCCUCUGGAAUCCCCAAAUACUCAACACCCGCCCUACUAUGUGAUAUAGGGUUUUAUGUACAAGAUUGGAAGAAUCUUUAAAGUAUUGGAAAAAGUUUCUACCCAAAUUCAAAACAUAGUUAUUUAAGUUUCUGUAAACUUUCCUGGAAUUGGGUUUAAAUUGGGCGUAGUUAACCUUUGGCAACUAUGUAUCUAUGACACAAUUAAACUUGAGAACCCAGUCGAACAGAAGUUGAUUGCAGCCCCGCUCUCCAAGACUCGUUCAGUUGCAGCUAAAUCUUUCUGAGCGAAAUGAGAGUCAUUGUUUUAUUUUAAAUGAUGUCAGCCAAUAUGAGGAGAGGCAUCAUGGGUUGGGUCUGAAAACCUACAUGUGUUUCAAAACAAAGGCACUCCUACAAUAUAAUAGGUGAGGACUUUUAUUGUGAAAAUUUGAAGUAAAUGAAAUAAUUUCUGAGCUACAUUUAAUUGUGUUUCCAACAGGGCCUUCAGGGUUACAGGUAGGGUUGCAACAAACAACUAUUUUAAUAGUGGACUAGUCACUGACUAUUGAAACGAUUAGUCGACUAAUCAGAUAGUACAUUCAAGCCAAUAUGUUUUGUUUGUGAUGUCUCAGUCUGCUUGUAAUGAAGCUAAUAUCUGGGGUGAGUCUAACUGUUCAUCCAACAUUCCGACGUGCCUUCUUCUUCAAAUGCUCGUGCAUCACCGAAGUGCUGUCAUGAUACGCAAGGUCUGCUUAGCAAACCUUACAAGUUAUUUUUUUUCUGCCUUAUCUAUGCUACAGUGCUCCCAACUGCUACCCUACUGCUCGGUGGAGACGUUAUUACAUACUGUAUGUGUGACUCUAUGCAGAGAUCACAAUGAAGUAAGAUGCCUCGCUCCACUGGAAAAAACAUGUCUGGUGACGAUAGUAGACAAUGGAAUUCAAUGUCGAAAUUUUUCAUUAUCGAUUUUUGUCAACAACGUCGACUAAUCGAUGCAGCCCUAGUUACAGUAUUUACUCUCAAUCUAAGAGUUCAUCAUUUUGGCAUCCAGGGGUAAGUCCUGAGUUAGAAAUGCACCAGUUAUGCAGAUGCAACCCUUACAAUUGAGAAAGUAGUCCCUGCUGUGUUUGGUCCUAGUCAAGUAGUUCCAGCACAUUGUUGGUGUUAAAGCCCUGGACAGAUUUUUAUGAUUGAAGUAAAAAAAGAAAAAAAAAACAUCCAUGUACAGUCUUCUGGGCUUAAAUCUAUAAAUCUAAAGCUUAUUUCUUAGUAUCGAUACAAUCAAUUUAUUACGUUUUAAAGCGAUGUUAAAUCGAUAUUUGUCGUCCGGAAGGCGAACUUGCCGAGCACAGAUCGAUGUAGUUGGAUCAUAGGAAUAUAAAUCGUUACAUCGAUACUGAAGAUGAAUCAUUGCGCACCUACAUUAAACCUUUGAUGUGAAGGGCGCAUUUUAAACAUUUCUAACAAUCACCCAAGAUUGUGCCAAAAAUUGUUCUUAUGUUAAAUAUUCUUGGGCCUUUAAUAUAAAAUACAACACAAGAAGACUCUUCAAGCUUCAAUACAUCACCAAUAGCAUCAGCCUGCAGAGCCCCACGUUACCAGAGCCCUUGCAGCUGCGGCACAUGUGUAAUCUGUUUGUGUAUGUGCAUUCAUGCCUCUUGUAUACAUUUCUGUGUGUCCUUCAGACCAGACUCAGCAUGCUGAGCAAUAGGUAGCAGUUAGCUGGAUUUUAUAUUCCAAAGCAAAGCCAGAGGAGGCAGACCCUGACCUCAGCCUCAGUCACCCAGAACCGCGGCUGCAGGCCUCAUCUCCAUAGGAAUCAAUAGACUACAGUAAUAAUGGUGAUCUAUGGGGCCAACAUCAAAGAAGGCGCUGACCUUUCCUGGACGGGGGGUUGGGGGAUGACCACCAGGCUCCACGAGCUGCUGUGUGUGCGCAGAAUAAAUAUUUUGUCAGGGACAAAGCUCGGAGAUGUGCAAGAUACACACAUGUAUGUACACACAGUCAGUGGCCUGCAUGAAUAUGACGCCUGGAUGUAUAGAUGACGUUGCAUCCAGGCUUAUGUACAUUUACACAUGAACCAGGGUCAUUGAGGCUUCUCCCAAUCCAUAAAUGCCCCUCUUUAGAAGUUAAUUUUCAUGGUUUUCAAUAACAAUUAUGUUUAUUAAAUGUUGUUGGCUUUAUAACAUACAACAGCUACAUUUUGACUCAUGGCACCUAUAGUUAGGAUCAUAAACAAAAUAGUGGUACAGUGGCAGUCUUUUGAUGGAGACUGAUGCAUGUGACAUGUUGAUAAAACGUCACAGGUUUAGAUGUACCCCUUCUCCUCUAUAUUUCAGUCCUAUCCAAUGAUAUUAGACUAAAAGGACUAAUUGCUUAGUGAUCGUGAUAUUGGUUUCACGUCCGUCUUUUCUCGGUUAUUAAACACUGGGUGCUGCUCUUAUGUAUCCUGGUGUAUCGCUUCCCAGGUUUUCCUCCUCUCUCCUCGAUCCUCUCUCCAUGGAGCAGCAGUAAGAGACCCAGACUGAGUCAACUUUUCUAAUUCAGCUGCUUUUUCAAAACAGAGCCCAGGGCAGGCUGAAAUAAAUGCUACAGGUACACUCUCUCUUACUGAAACGAUAAACUGCCAUAUGUCACAUUAGGAUUAAAAAAUGUGUUGGUAAUUUGGUACAGCUUAAUCAUUUCUCUUUGGUGCUUGGUGUUGAAGAAAAAGUCAUUUGCAUGGUUGAAUUCCUCUCUAGGACCAAAUUGUGUUAAAAGGCUUCUAAAUUUGUUGAUUAAGUGGAUUAAUUAGUGAACAAAAACCCUUUGGAAACAUUACUUUUUUGUAACGCACACACACACCUUGUCAGUUGACUCGGUACAGUUAUUUUUCACCUCUCUCCUCCAGGCCUCCAUCAACACCCAAACCCCUAGGCACCUCGUCGGCCCUCCCCCAGCUCAGGGCCUCUCUCUGGGGUCAUUAUGGGCUCUGACAUGCCCUGCUGGCUCCAUGAAUGUUAAUGCCCAGCGGAGGGAGCAAGGGGUUUUCACAUUCACACAUACAUGUAUACACACACACACAUACACACACUCAUGCAAUUACAUACAAAUGCUUUUGUGAUUUCAUAAAAUUCGUUCACAAGUAGAGGAAAUGAUGCAUACACAUAUACAGACGUAAACAUUCAGUUUCAAAGGGUCACCUCAGGCACAGACACUCACACACACAAAAACACACAGACACACACACACACACAAAGAAAAACACACAGACACACGCACAGAGUAUUUUUUUUAUCUGAUCACAGAUCAUACAGAUGGCAGAUAGCCAGUCCGUGUCAUACAGGCUGCCUCAGGCUCAGCAAAGAUCCAUGUUAGUGUAGAGAUGGAGAGAUGGAGAAAGGAGGCAUGGAAGGAUGGAGAUGGGGAGAAGGAAUUCUGCCACCUCCUUUCCUGUCCUCCUCAAGACUCUCUAUCCUUCCUCAUCCACAUCUCUCCUCAUCAUUCCUGGAUGUCUCCUUUUUUUCCCUUUUCUUUCUGCUUUACUGGUUCCUUCUCCAUUCCUCAGCUGAUCCCAAAUUUCACCAUCUCAUCUUUCACAGUUUUUUUCUCUGUGACUUUUUUGUUGUCACACAGUUGUCAAAAUCUCAAUUUUAGUAAGGCAAAUAUGGCACCAGUUUUAGGCAUUAAAAAUCACUGUAUAGCAAUCAGGGCUGCCAUAGUAUCCCUGUUGUUAAGUACAAAGCGAUCCUUGUUCAUCUUGGCGUACACUUAUUGUGGUCAUGUCCUGUUAUGGUUUAGGGAUUGAAUAGGACUGCUGUCAUUUAAAGACCCGAGUGUGCCAAUACAUCACGAACUGGAUCAAUUUAUCAAUAUGAGCUCACUCUUCUGAAUAUCUGUUUAACUUAACGAUAGACUUUUCUCACCAAAUACCUGUUUGUUUUCAUUCAUGCUGUUUUUUCUAUCUUCUGUAUUUCCACAGUCAUCGGUUUCCUUCUCUUUCUCCUCUUUUAUUCCUGCCUCCCCAUUGGUUCUCAUCCUCUUCUCACUCCCCUUCUUCCAUUUUUCUAUUUUUUGAUUUAAAAACUCCUCCUCUCCCUUAUCUUUCCUUCCCUACUCCUUCUCCUCCCACAUUUGUGAAUAUCCCAUCCACAAGCUCCCUCCCUCCUUCUCGUCCUCCUCCUCUUCCUCCUCUUCUUAUUCCUCCUCCUUCUCUCCUCCUUGUUGAGUAUUCUGGAGUAGAGGCGAUCAGCUCCACUGGAAUAAGAAUUCCUGCAUUAUUUGAUCAUCAGAGUUUAUUGUAAUCCCUGACCCUGGCCCUGCAUUUUAAACACAGAUUGUGGAUUAGGGUGCUUAGAUGGCCCUCUGUGUGUGUGUGUGUGUGUGUGUGUGUGUGUGUGUGUUAUCUACAAUAACUUGAUAUUUUAUGAAGUAAUCAGUACAUUUACAUGCACUGCAAAAGACAAUUGGUGCAACUGAACAACUGACAGUGAACUUUUCAAAUGCAUGUGAACACCUUAGACUGACUGAAAUCAAAGUUCUCACAGUCAGACGAAUAUACCUGGAUAAUGUGGAUGGAGAUUGAUUUGUGCUGGGCAUGUCCUAGUGUUAUCAUGCCAGACUCUGAGCCAGUGGUUGAGUAGCGUGGAUGUGUAGCUAGUAGGCCAGAUGGUAAACAAAAUCAUGACCAAUGAAGAAAGGACAUAGAACAGGCAAAACUAACUGAAAGUGCUUGUCUUAUCCUGUACAGAUGUCACAUUCUUCAAUUUGUGUUGGAUAUAAUAUAUAAAUGAAUGUGUCCCCACGGCCCAUUUUUGGAUUUACAUUUUGGAAAUGAACAUUUUUGUGAGUUAUUGCAUUUUGAGCCUGUAACGACCCUGUCUGCUACCUUCUUUGUUACUUUCCUUUUGCUGCUUGUUUAGUGUAAAAACAUCUGAUCAUAAAAAUAAGGUAUAUAUAUAUUAAAAAAAAAAAAAAAAAACAGGCAAAACUUUCCCAACAAUCAGCACAGAGAUGUAAAAGUGACAUCCCUCUCGCUAACUUAGUUUUGCCAGAUUUGUUACUUAACACAUCUACCGGAAGAUAUGUAACAAGCCAGAAGGGACAUAUCGUCACCUUUUGUAGCAGAGGCAUGUAGACAUACUGAAUGAUCACUCCUGUCUGCUUUUAGUGGGAGUGUGUUUGUCUGUGUGAUCAGAUUAAAAACACAGCUUGUCUUUUAGCUGAGGUUACAGGUUAGAGAAAGUUCUGCCAAAAAUGUUUCUACAUACACACACAUACACUUCCUAUUCUACUACAUUGACCAUACUGGUGUGUGUGAAAGCGUGAGUGUUUGUGUGUGUGAAUAAAAGAUGGCUGCCCCCUGGUUGACCCUGGUGUUGAUGACGGUGAUGGACUCUACUAGUAAUGGCAGACACACAUUAACACACACACACACACACACACACACACACACACGCAUGUGCAAAACCCUAGUGCCUUCAAGAGUGCUUUUUCUGUGACCUCAGAUCAGACAUUUUAUUCUUUAUUAAGUCUGUCUUUUCGUUAAUAAUCCUCAAAAAUAUUUAUACUUUAACCAACAAAUUCAUCACUUUUUCUAAACAGGUGUCCUCAGAUACACUAAUAGGUUAAGACUUAUUUUCUUUUAAAUAUUAAUUUCUAUGAUAUGACUUUAUCCGCCAAGCUACAGUCACAUUCUUCACAGUUACGCAGCCAUACUUGUCAAAAAUAGAUGUGUAAACAAAAGAUAUGAUUGGCCAGGAAAGACUUUGAGUUUAUGGUCAUUACAUACUGAGAAAAAAAAUCAAUCAAGUGUAAUGCAUGUAUCUAAGAAUCCUAAAUUAACCUGAUUUAUGUCCAGAACCUAGUGAAGAAAAGACACAGUGCAAAGUCAUAUCUAGAGACUGUGAUAAUGUGAAGCAGACAACUGUUUGACGGAGUGGAAAAAUAAGUGUUCAGUUUAUGUUUGAUCUGUGUUAAUGUCUGCAUUAUCAGUCAGACUGUUUUUCCAACCUUUUCAUUCAGAGCAGAUCAAACUCACAGAUGACCCCAUGAAUAGUAGUUUGUGACCAUUAAGUAGUCAGUCUAGUACUCUUUGACUUUUGUUCCUUGUAACUUCACUUCUGACACGGCUGCAAUCAAUGACUGGACUUCCUGAAGAUCCCAGAGAGACUUGAGUAUUGAUCGGAUCUGACACUGACCGUUAUAACAAAAUAUACUCAGUCCCAAUUUUCUUGGCCCAAUAGCUAUUGGCAGCUAUUAGAAUUCAUGCUCACAUUACAUCUACGACAAUAUCAAACCAAUGGCUUUGCCAGCUAGUGAGCCAAAACCACAGAAUGAUAAAAUAAUUGGCUCAGUUUAUGUUUCAGGGAUCUGUGUUAAAUGUCUAAGCAUAAAUAUCAGUCAGACUGUUUUUCCAACCUUUUCAUUCAGAGCAGAUCAAACUUCAUGUCCAAAUUUGGCUAUGAUGGACACUGAUGUGACAGGGUCAUAAAGUAUGUUGUAUUUUGUCUUUUCAUGUGACUUAUCGACACUAAGGAGUGGGUAAAAGGAAAAAAGAAAAAACGAGCCUUUUUCAUAAAUUAAGAAGAUUAAACUCUAAAAAUGAGACAAAUUGAGGGUGAAAGAACGAGUGAAAAUACAUCCACACUGUCUGACUCCUCCAGCCACCAUAAAACACACUAAACGAGCUCGCAGGGAGGAAAUCUUGCUCCAUUCACACACACUCACACACAUGCACACACACUAUAUUGACACGUCUGACAACCAAUAGCAGGACAUUUUUAUCAGCUUGUACACCAGUCUUACUUUCCCGAUAACUUUGACAGCUUUCCAUUGAAGUGUGCAUGACGGAGAGAAGGAGAGAGAAACAAAAGAGAGCGGGAGCCGCUUUAAAAAAAACACAUUCAGAGUGAAUAGUGCAACGGUAAGCCAAUUGAGUGAAAGAAAAAUCACUCCUACAUGCAUAGUGGCAGGCAACGGAAAUUUCCCUGCAACCCCAAUGACUGGCUAUUAAUAAAUGGAGUAAGAGCCUAAUGAGAACAGAAUCCUCUGGAGGCAACUCUUCUUUUCUCUUUGCUGCUCGCCCUCUCUCUCUCAUCACUCGCUCGCCAACAAUCAGAGGUGUUAAUAAAGUCAGCUCCAUUUAGACGUCAUUUCAACAGCAGCUCACCUCUGACUGCAUUGUUUCCUAACAUUUAGAGGACCGCGUUUGAUCCCAAUAUCCGAGCAGAGAAACUAUUCCUAACUCAAAGUUUCAUUUGUGCUACCAAGUUUUCUUCUGAAUAAUUUAGUGGCUUCGGCAAAAUACAACUGCCUGAGGUCCCUGAUUUUUCUGAGGACCCUUAAAGCUCCAGACUUGAUUUUUUUUUAUCAGAAAGUUUUAAAUCCACAAGUCACAUUCAUACGUCAUAGUCCCAAAACUUUGUCAAGACAUGAUCAGAAAAUGUGUCUGGAUGUUCUGAUUUCUACGAUAGUCAAGUAUCAAAAUCAGGAAGUUAGGAAAAGAUCUGAGACUGAAAUCACAGAAGUUUACUGCAAGCCUCCAAGAACUUUUUGGUUUCUAUGUUUUCAAAGUUUUAUUAUAUUAAUUCCAUAUUAUUUGUUAUUAUUUCCCAUUACCUUCUUCUUUCUCAGUCUUUUUUAAAUGCUUCAGUUUAUUGUUGUAACUGUUGUUGUUUUCCAUACGUCUGUCCUGCUGUGAAGCACUCUGCGCUGCAUGCUUUUAUAAAUGAAAGUUGUGAUAGGAAGGAAGUUGAGUUAAGUCUGAAAGAGUAUGAAAUAUUUUUAAAGAGUGGCAGCACCUCAAAAGUUUUUCCUGUCACUGAAGGACUGUCCCAGGAGUAUCUGCUUUUUAUAAUACUUUUGUCCUCUUCAAAUGAUUCAAGUUUUAAGACUUUUUGGCAUACAUGUGGCAUAAAAUAAUAAACCUGGGGGACCAGUCACACCUUAAACAGAGGUUUAAACAUUUCCUCAUCUUUUGGAAAUGGGAUUAAGAUUUUGUCCAUCAGGGACUUCUUCUGGAACAAAGGCAGCAUCAACAUGUAUUCAUUUGAUGUUGGUGAAAAUGUUAAAUGAGAGGGUUGAUGUGGGAGAAACUGAACCCAGUGCUGAUACAGGAGAUCACGCACAAUGCAGAGGAUCUGGUCUCAGCCUUGAAUUUGAUCAUAUAGGAUCAGGAGAAUCGGUUGAUUGAAAUUGUGUGUACUCCUUGACAAUAAUAAUCACUCAAUCAUGUUGGUUAAUUUUACUGUGUGAUUUGUCUUUUUAAAAAUAAUCAGUCAUUUAUGUUUGGUUUCCUACAUGCAAUCACCACCUAAAACUUUCAUAUUUUAUUGGUUAUUUUAAACUUUAUCAAUUUCUCUAUCAAAUAAAUAAUUGAUAAAAUACUUCUUCGAUCCAUAACAACAAAUAUAAUCUAUGGUUGCAACACCCAAUCUUAUUUUAGUAAAGGCUGUACUCAGUUGUGGAAGCAGACCCAAUCAAGAGGGACUAUAAGAGGGUAAGUGAGAAUUUUUUUUACUCAGUGCUGGCUCUGGUUUUUAUUUUUUUUAAUUCUUGUCUCUUAACUUUAGACCACGUAAAUCAUUUUAUGUAAAACAGAGUCCAUACUUUGGUGUAGUCGUUCUGUACACUUCAUGAACCCCUGUGCCUUGUCACUGACCCGCAGCGCUGUGCUGUAACACACAACACUGCCAUCUAGUGGAGCCUAACAGUUCCUGCUCUGGUCAUACAAGAAGCAAGGACUCACACACAAAUGCGCACAUGCACACUCAAACACACUCACACACACAGGUGACAGUAUAACCAUUCGUUUCAGGAGAUUUUGUCCCUGGGAGCCAUACACCUGCUAAUGCUAGGACAGUGGUUCUCAAAGUGUGGUAUGGGGACACAAGGGGGUCCUUUAGGAGGCUCCUGGCAGGUCCCUUUGAAAGACGAUUCAGGUAAUCCUGUGAUCUUUUUAUACAUUUUAUUAGUGUAUGAAAACCAUACUGGUAAGGUCCAGUUUUUAAAUGCAUUGAUUUCUACAGUCUGGUACUCAGACGUUAAUCAGGAAUGAUUCCUGUGCAGGUCUGCAGGGGUCCAGGGAUUAGCAUGCAUAUAUGUGUGUUUGCAAAUAUUCAGAUUCUCUUCACCACAGCCGCCACUUUAAGUGUCAAACCGAAGAGCGUCAAUAUUGCUGCUCUAUAGAACAUAAAUGCCACGCAAAUAUGCAAGGCUGCAUUUUUAAUUGCUCAGUGUGUGUAUAUCAUGUGUACUAAGUGUGUGUGCGAGUGUGUGUGUGUUGCAUGCUUUUUGAACUGUAUGCUUUCUGAAUUGUGACUAACAGGGAGUGUGUAGGGGCUCAAGUUAAUGAGGUUGGGUGAGCGAUGGGGGGGCCGGCGCUGGUCUUCAGGGGCCGAUAGGGCCCAUUGGUUCCUCUCCUCUUCUCAGAGAGAGAGAGAGAGAGAGAGAGCAAGAGAGAGAGAGUGAGAGAGCAAGAGAGAGAGAGAGGAAUUUAAUUUGAAUCUAAAUCUGUUUCUGAUGGGAAAGAGAGACAUGAGCCAAAGCAGUUCAGUGUCAUUUAUGACGACUCUAUAUUUUGAGUAGAGUCAGUUUACAUAAACACAAGGGAGAUGCAACCGUGUUGGAGAAUAGCAGAAAAAAAAAAAACUCAGAGAUGAAAGAGAAAGUGAAACACAGAGGAGUUUAUGUGUCAAAAUCUGAAUUUUUCCUCCAACAGCUGCAGCCUGAUGAAUCUCACUGACUGACUGAGUUAUGUGAGGACUCAGAGGCGCAGAUUUACUGCACAACUUCUGAAGGUCCUUGAGAGAAUAACUAAAGCCUGAUAUCGUAUAUCACUGUCGUUCAAUCCUCAUCUAAAAUUUUAUGGCAUUUUUCUAAGAAUCUGUCAACUGUUAAAAAAAUCACUGAAUAUAUUUUCAGAUUUUUUUUAAUGUUCUCGUUGUUUAGUAGAAGACAAAGCAUCCACUGUUCCUUUAUUGUUUCUAAUGAACCAUAUAAGGCUGCCUUUAUCAGCCAUUUAUAAUAUCACUGCCAGGUCAUGACUGAUGCUGAGUAACAAGUCUCUGUGUCUCAAAACAGUUACUAAUCCUGCAUGCUAUUUUAUUAAUUCAUCGUUCUUCUCAAAAUUAUGUUCACCUUAAAAACUCUGACAAAAGCGAGCGUUUGGUUUCACAAAUUGAAGCACUGAUGUUUGUCAGCAAAGAGACUCCGGAACCAACCUGUUCUCACUCAUCAUAUCAAAGAUAUAUCUGUUAAAGGGAGUCUGACACAAUUCAUCUUUGCCUGUUGACACUGCGGCAAAAUAGGGGGGUUUGUUUCAGACUUGUUUUGAGAGUUUAUGUUAAUUUAUGUUAACAAUCUCUCACCGUGGAAGUUUUACUGACUAAUUUAACAGUGUAAAUACUCCAUUUUUGAAACAGUGAAAUCAUUUUUAAAUCCAAGAACUCAAGGUUGUAGAAUUAUUCUAUUUUGUCAUUUUCCGUAAAUGUUUGCAGACUUGAAAAUGACUAAGUGCUGUUCUUGCAGCCCACAGCUAUGUAACAGCAAGACAGCAAACUAUACAAACACACAAAAUACUGGAACCAUUUAAAAUACACUUAAAAUGUGCUAAAUCUCUUACGGUGUUAAGGAGGUGUUGCUUUUAAGGAAUGGAGAGUAAUUUACUUUUUGUGUUUUCUUCAUAUUCAGCCACUUUUUUUCAGAAGAUGUUAAAACUAUCUCAUCAAUAUUGUCAAUUGUGGAACAGAUUUGGGUGUUAAUGUCUGAAUUUUUUGCUAAAUUUUCUUCAAGCAAGCUCAUUUUUAGUGUGAGCUCACACAACACUGACCACCAGCAGUAAGACAUUUGAGGUAUGCCGUAAAACAGUGUACAGAGAGUCUGUUUUAAAGGCUGAAAUUUUCAUUAAGUAAGUAGGAAAUCAAGUUGAUAUCUGUUAUUUCUUGAAGCAUAUGUUUGGGACAAAUUCAAAAUGAUAAUUAACAAAAUCAGAGCACAAGCAGUCUGAGGUAUCAGACCUAUGUAGGGCAGUUAAGACGUACAUGUACUUGUGUAUGUAUGUUUGUUUUCUCAGCUAUGAGAUCAUAUGAUCAGUUAAAAUAUGAAUCAAAAAAGGUCACGAAAAACUUUUUAAAAUAUUUAAUUUCUAAUUUCUAAUUUAUUUACAUGUGCACCAAUAUGACCACAUACAGUAUGUAUGCAAACACAUAUAAACAAAUAUAUCGUUACACAAUACACUUAUUGAUAUGCACACACAGAGAGAUAUUUAGUUGUAGAUGUACAGUUUGAGUAAAAGCAUAAUAUCGUGGAACCAGCCUGUAAAAGACGGCUGCUUCAGAGUUGUCCGACAAAAAGAAUUUGAUUUCUAAACUUUAAAAUUGAAGUGAAAUAGCUUGAAUAAGUUUUGCAAAGGGUUGAAUAAUUGAUUUAAUGUCCGGGGGAAAACGUUAGGUAAGGUCUGAGUUGUUAAAGAUGUGAGUUUUAAAGCAGUGUGUGAUGCUGUUUUCCUGUAUUUAUUUGUGUUGCCUGAUUGACAUUUGCAGAUCUUUUAUUGUGAUUCACAUUUAUUCUGCACUGACACUCAAAGGCAGACCUCAUCCUCUCUUACACAGCGUCCUCCUGUUCUACUCUUAAUUUUUUGACUUCACACAGACCUCACUGAUAAUCCCCCCCCUCCACCCCUCAACUCCCUGCUAUCUCCCCCUGACUUCUCUCUUCCCUCCACUUCAUCUCUCCCUCUCUCUCGUGCCGUGAUAUUUCUCUUCUAUUUAAAGGCCACUAAAGAUCAAGCUUUAGAAAGACAUUUCAAUUUACUUACUGGCCUUUGGAAAGCACCUCCGGUUAGAUUUGGAUGCCAUGGUACAGUUAAUGGUGUAUAUCUGUUAAAUGGCAAGCGUGAGCCGCAGCAUCGAUCACAUCUGGGAGAGGAGAUGGCAGUAGAUAUAACAGCAGGUACAGAGCAUUAUCCCUCUGUCAAGGAGAAUGGAGACUUCUAGUGGAUGUGGAUUAUCUGUUUUACUGCCAGCGUAUCAUCCCACGCCCCCUUAAAACAAAAGGGUUUCCCUCUGCCGGCUCUCGGUCGCAGGGACUCAGGUACAGAACAGCCAGCUGUGACUUUUUCCCUCGAUUAAUCAUUGGAGAGAGCCUGCAGGCUGCAGGCAUCAAUAAUUUUAAAGGAAAGGGCUUUACAGUAAAGAUUAUAAGCAUGAGAAUGCCUUAGCAUAUUAGAAAUCAGCAUUUUUUUUUUCUCCCUUUGCUUAAAUGCUUUUGCUCCCCUCCGGUGUGCUGACCUCUCAGUCCACAAGCAACAUGUUAAUGGAUUCACAGAGCGCAGACGCAGCUCCUGACUCACUUUUCAGUUUCAGGGUUUAUGGAGGCUGGUGUUCGCCAGAGGGGAUGUCGCCUGGAGGAGUCCGCAAAGAGCACAGAGCUUUACUGGAGCUAAACUAUUACAACACAUCCGAUUGUUUUUUUCUGUAUUUGUUCUCUCUUUUCUGUUCAGAAAUUCCACACAGUCAACUCUCACACCUAAACCUCAACCUUUAUCUUGCCAUGAUUGAUCGCAUUUUUCCUGAGAAAUGACCGUGAUCAUACCACAAAAGUGACAUCCAAAAAAAUGAAUUUCUGUUAAACUGGGCUCACAAAAAUCAACACACACCCUUAAAAAGUUUCACUUAUAAAAGUAAGGCCGGGUUCACUCUGCAGGCCUAGCGUGUAAAAACAGAAAGAGCUGUUAGAGAUGUCUGGUUUAUCCUUACAUGUUUUCGGAGCCCUCAGGUGCCAGACCAAGAAAAAGAGCCACGUGCAGAUUCAUGCACACACACAUUGGCAAUCCACGAGCAUGGUUUGUAAUCCAUACAUGCAGAUUUGCAUGUAAUUCGUUUUUCUUUACCUUGGCACCUCAGGGAUCCAUCCAUGUGUUUUAAUUAGAGGUCUAACCUCUCCAUAGGAGACAGGUUGCGAGUGUGGAACUUUCCCCCAACCCAAGUUCAGAAAAAGUUGGGACACAACUUUGUUAAUGUUAAUUAAAAACUGAAUUUGAUGGUUAGCAAAUCGUUUAAAUACUAUGUUUAAUUGAAAAUGUCACACAGACAACAAAUAAAUUAAAAAGUUUGAUUGUUUUAGGAAAAUUAAAUGCUCAUUUAAACUUCAUACCAGCAACCCUUUUUUUAAUAAGUUGGGACAUGGAAACAAGACCCCCUAAAAGUUGUGUAAUUCAAACGAUAAAAAUAAAACUUGAGGUAAAAUUGGUUUAUUAUGAAAAGACUUUUUUUUUUUUUAAAGGGGCACUUUGGAGAAGCUGAUAUCCUCAGAGGUAAAGAUGGGAUGAGCCUCACCAGUCUGUGAGAGACUGCAUGAGCACAUAUUCAACAUCAUUAUCAUUUAAAGUACAUAACACCAAGGUUUUCAAACAAAAACAAGAAAUCUCUGAAUGGGACAAGACCACAAACCAAAGCUGGAUGACUGUGAUCUUCGGGCCCUCCCAGGGGCGCUGUAUUAGAAAUAGGCAUGACUCUGUGGUAGAAAUCACUGCAUUGGCUUAAAAUCACUUCCAAAAACCACCAUAUCAUCAAGCGCAGUUUCGCUGUCUCUAAACUGUUCCCUGCAAAGAGGAACAUAAUCAAGAAACAGUCAUGACUCCUCCAGGUCUGAGCACAUUUAAAACAGAAUGAGGAGAGUGGGAAAACUGGGUUGUGGUCAGAAGACUCAAACUUUAACAUUCCUAUUGGAAAUCUUGGACACGGAGUCCUCUGCACUAAAGAGGAGAUGGAUGGCCCGGUCAGCUUUUCAGCCCACAGUUCAAAUUUAGCAUCCAGUCUGUCCUCUAUUGAACACAUUUGGGACAUCAUGUGAUUAAAAAAAUACCACAAAAAAGACCCCAGCCUGAAACUCUUUAAGGACAUGUUGCUGACUUUUGUCUUGGCACAGUUUUCAGUAGCAUGAUGUGAUUUUUAUAUAUCAUUUAUAUAUCAUCAAGUGUUGAUUUUGUUUUUCUUUUUUUUUAUUUAAUGGGGGGUUUAUAGUAAAAAGUAAGUGUGUACAUCCUGUUUGUCAUAUUUGAAUCCCAUCAUAAUAAUCAUAUUUCUUGUUCUUUAAACUAAUACUCAGUGAUUCUCUCCCUUUUCACAUAGAAACGAAUGGCUCCUGA
Xyrichtys novacula (pearly razorfish) is the source of this 68765-nucleotide messenger RNA. Lineage: Eukaryota; Metazoa; Chordata; Actinopteri; Labriformes; Labridae. The record is from the annotation of a GenBank genome assembly.